Chrysoperla carnea is the source of this 74959-nucleotide messenger RNA. RefSeq names its product titin. Lineage: Eukaryota; Metazoa; Arthropoda; Insecta; Neuroptera; Chrysopidae. The record is from RefSeq and is a predicted model, not a curated record. Gene Ontology annotation, molecular function: DNA binding; protein binding. The transcript has 71 exons.
UUGGAAUGUGGUCCAAUGGAUACGUCUAUUCUUCAGGCCCUCCAAUUGAAUAUAUGCUCGUUACCUGGUGGGCGAGACAAAGAACAACGACCUAUACUAUUGGUAAAUGUGCCAAUAGAGACAAAUGUCGAACAGAAGGAUCAAUUUAUUUUAGUAAUCAAUUAUCUAAUACGAUGCUUCAGAUCAUCUAGCCUCCGUAACGGUAUAACAAUUGUUUUAAAUGCUAUUGAGAGUAGUUGGCGAAUAACCCGAACAUAUAUACGGUAUAUUAGUGAAAAUGUGUCCAAAGAUGUUAUUGCAUUUUUAUUGGUAUUACGACCGGAUGUAUUUUGGGAUAAGCAGCGUGUAGAAAAAUGUAUUAAAUCACAAAAUGAAAUCUCUAUUAUUUACAUUCCAAGAUCUCGACUGAUUAAAUUUAUUGAUACGUCACAAAUACCUGUUGAACUUGGAGGAGGCUGUAUACUUGCGGAUCAUGAAAAGUGGGUGCAAAAUCAAAUGCGAUUAGAAGAAUGGAAAGCUGACUUAGAGUAUGUUUUAGUCGAAUUAAAAGAAUUACAACAACGAUUGAUUAACAAUUGCUUGCUACGAACUAGUGACGUAGAAAAUGCUCUCAAUGUUAGUAUGGAUAUUAGCGAAUCCACAAAAAUGCUUGCACAAGCUGUAAUAGAUUCUGGGAAAGAAUUACUAUUUCUGUACGAAGAAAAUAUAAAAAAAUGGAAAAAUUUCAAUGGAAAUGGUCAAGCACCUCAAGAUUUGCUAGAUACUGCUUCUGAAAUUGAUCAUUUAUUAUCAGAAAUUGAUUCGAAACAAGAAUUAAUCGAUACGGCUUGGGUACAAAUGGAAAAAAGUUUUGAAACAGCGCAUGAAUUAACAUCACUGGAAGAAGGAGUUACGAAAGUAACAAAUUGGAUUCUAACCGUUGGAGAAGAAUUAGCAAAUAGCCAACAACGUGUUGGUUUUGAUGUUGCAUCGGCUGAAGAGCUACGUUUAGAGCAUGAAAUACUCGAAUUACAAUGUUGGGAUACAUAUGGACAUUAUGCUGAAAUAUCAUACAAAAUAAAUUCAUUCCCUUUUAUUAACGAUUCAAUACAACAUCGAGAUUUGCUGUCACAGAAGGCAUUUAUGGAUUUUGUUUGUCGAAGCUUUGCAACUCGACUAGAAAAACGACGUAAUCUGUUAAUAACCUCUUUAAGAUUAUUUCGUUUAAUUUCCGAAUAUUUUGAUCGUACUAGUGAAGUUUACGAAGCAUUAGUGAUGGGUAAUCAAAUAGACGAUUUUAAUGAAGCGAAUAUUAAGUUAAAAAAAUUAGUUGAAAACCAACAAGAAUUAGAUGCAAUCGAAACGGAAUUAGUUAAGGAAGGAGAAAAAUUACGAGAUAUGUUAUCGAUGCCGGUAAAAAAUGCCUUAGGUGGUGAUGUGCCGGUUAAUUAUGAGGAAGAAAUAACUAAUAUUAAUGAUAUUUUGGAUGCGACAAGAGCUAGAAAAAAUAUUUUCACUGAUAGUGUUGAAUUGCAGAAAUUAACACUGGAAAAAAUUAUACAUAUUUCAUCUUAUGAACGUGAUACUGAGGAAGCCAUUCAAUGGUUAAAUGAUUUAUUUCAAGUUGUAUUAGAAUCGCAUAGUCAAGUGGGUUGUAAUGUUCAGGAAAUCCAAAACCAAAAAGAGGAUUUACAAUCGUUUCAACAAACUGUAAAGUGUACGUACAAUUUUGGAUGUCAACUUCUAAAUGCAUCUUUAACAUUACGCCAAUCCUGCAAAUUAUCUAUCGAAGACCAUACAACACUAUCACAAAAAUUACGUUUUGCAUGGCAACGAAUAGAGUCAGCUUGUCAAGAACAAAUGACCAGAUUACGUGUCUCGGCUGUAUUUCAUCGUUCUGUCGAUGAAUACUGUGUCCAGAUACAAGAUUUACGUGAUGCUGUUAGUGGUAUGCCUUUAGAAGAUCCAAUUAAGAAACGGGAACGUGUUCGACAAUUUUUUGUUAGUCGAGAACAUCUAUUAAUGGAAGUGGGGCGAAUGGUACGACUUGGUCGAUUGCUACGAACACGUUUACGGGAGUCAUUGUAUCCAACAAUAAUGGCUGAUGAAUCAAAUCCUACGUCGGAUCAAACACCUCAACAAUCACAACAACAGCAUCACAUAAAUCUAAAUGAAGGUAAUGCAACUGCAAUUGAAUCGAUAUCGGAACGUUUAUCAGAAGUAGCUGGACUUGCUGAACAACUUGACAUGGCAUUACGUGGUGCACAACAAGAUUGCGCCUUAGCAACGCCACCAGUAUCAUCAUCAACAAUUAACGCAAAUAUUAUAGGGCCAAUUAAAAAGAUAUUUGAUGAUAGUACAACUUCAACAACGGCUGGUGUGGCGUCACCUACAGAGAAUUGGUAUGCCCAAAAUUCAGAGAAAAAACCUACAACACCAAGUCGUUUUGAUGAUGUUAAAUCCGACGAUGAAUUCUUAACAGCAUCUGAAUGUACUGUUCAAUCACGUUCUUCAUCAUUUCAUACAACCUCCGAAUGUGGUGCAUUAUCACCCUGGUGGGAACUAGAUCGCAGCGUUUCACCACGUGAAGAUUUACAUAAAGAAAAAAUGGUGAUCGCUGUUGGUUUACCAGAACUACCAAAUCCAAAAUCUGUAUUAAAACCUAGUCCAGAAGUACCACCCGGAAAAAUUGUGCACGAAGUCACUGAAACAACACAUUUAAAAGUUCAACAUUGCCAUACGUUAGAUGUUUCUUCGUACGUUUUAACUUCGGAAACUGUCAAAGAUGGAAAAAAUUUAGCUGGUGCACAACAUCAAAAUCUUUCAACAGUUACUGAAAAAAUUGUUCAUGAAGAUCGUGUUAAAUAUAUUCCGGAAGGUCGGGAAGUUAUUGUACCGGUAAAUGUUGAGACAUCUGUUACAACAGAUGCAAAUGAUUUGUUAUUGAAACAGUUUAAAGAGAGUGGUGAUUGGAUACUUCUUAAAAUAUUAGAACUUGAACCAGAUUUAACAUUACUAGGUGAUACAUUAGUCGAAGCGUUAGAAUUACAAAAAGCGCAUAAUGAAGUUUUAUUGCAAUUACAGAAUAAACAAAGUCCUGUUGAAGAAUUACUUCGACAGGCUGAUCAACUUAUAUCCACACAAAAACCACGUACUGAAGUAUACGCAGCAAUGGCCGAAUCGUUAGCGUUAGCAUGGAAAGAUGUAAAUGCACAUUUAGAACAACGUCGACAGAUAUUAGAUAUGAAUGUUUCGUAUCAUCAGAAAGCAGAUGAUUGCCAUGAUAAAAUGAAAGUACUCGAAAUGGCAUGUAAUGAUACCAUGAUACCAAUCGAAAUCGAUGCUGUUAAAAAUUUUCUGACCAACAUACAUGAUAUGCGACGUGCUGUUUUAGAAUCUCUAAUGGUAGCCCUACAACAGGGUACCGCCUUAUUACAUAAAUUAAAAGAAUUGGCUGAACAAGGAACUUUAGAUUCACGACCACAAAAAAUAAAAAUACCAGUACAACAAGCAAUAGCGCAAGUUGAAAGGUGGAUGGAAUCACUACAUGAUCGUCGAAGACUGUUAGAAUUAUCAUGGGAGAGUAGGAAAUUACAGCUAGAGCAAUGCUUAGCAUUAGCAUUUCUUGCAAAAGAUUUACGUGAUUUAGAAAACACAAUUUUACAAAGACGUGAAAUAUUAAACAAUAAUGAUCAUUUGGGUGAUUCAGCAGCAAGUGCCGAACUAUUUUAUAAUGAACACGAUAAACUGUAUAAAGAAGCCAAAGAUUUACAAGAUAAGAGUUUAAAGAUAACAAAAGCAACCGAACAAUUUGUUUCAAGUGGAUGUUUUGCUGGAGAACAAGCGACUGCUCAAGCAUAUGGUGUUUUAGAUUUAGCUACACAAUAUUUAACAGACUUAGAAGCGAAAAUGGAAUUACUUACAUCUGCCAUUGAUUUCUUUAAAUCAGCCCAGAAUGCAUUGGAUAAAUUACAACAAAUGGAAAUAGAAUUAGUCAGUCCAAAUUUGUCGCGUGCAGAGGUAAUAAAGUUACAUUCAGAAUCUGAGAAAGCUAUUAAAGAAAUUGCCGAUCCACCAAUCGAAGCCGGAUAUGCACUUUUGGAAGCAACUGGACGUUCAACAGGAACAGAACAUGUUAAAUUUAUGGUGGAACAGUUAGAAAGUAGGAAGAUAUUCUUGGAUAGUUUAUGCGUUGCUCAUAAGGAAGAACAUAGACGAGUAAUGGAAGCGUUAGAUAAUUUCCUUAAACGGCAAAAUGAAUUACAUACUUGGUUGAUAGAUAUUGCAGAAGCUUUUCUUCAAAGCCAUCAAGAUAUGGGAAGCGAUGUAGUGUUGGCACAAGAUUUCUUAGAUUUACAUACUCAAUUAUUACGGGACAUUCAAGAAAAAGGAACCGAAAUUAAUACUUUAUUAUUAACACUACCGCCAAUUUUAGAAUAUUUAGAGCAUAGCGAACGACAAGAUUUGGAUAAAAAAGUUGAAAAUUUACACGAACGUUGGAUUAACAUUAAGAAUAUUUUAGAAGGACGAUUAGAUUUAGCCAGUUUAUACGUACAAUUUUUAACACAAACAAACGAAUUAGAUGCAGCAAUGACAUCAUUAGAGAAUUCGGUGAAGAAUAAAAACGAAAAAUUGAAUGAAAAUGUUAUCAGUAAAUUGGAAGAACAGUGGUUAUCAUUGAAACCACUUUAUAAUAAAUUAAAAGCUCUUGGUCAUCAAUUUAUUGAAGAUGUUCACAAAGUUAGUGAUCCAAAUCUGGAUUCACAACGAGCAAUACUUUGUGUGGAAUCAACACUAGAACGGUUGGCAAACAAACAAUUGACAGUGUCUGAAUCAUGGCAAACUUGGCAAACAGAAUUAUCAGAACGUCGAGAAACAUUAAUUCAAUGGGAAAAGAAUAUAGUUGAAUCGAAUAAGACAAUUGAUUUGGCAACAAAAUUAGAUAGCGAAUUAUAUCCAAUUAUCACCACUGGCAGUACUGAACCAUUACAUAUCGUAUCCGAUCUCGAAGACAAAUUAGAUACAACAUUAGAAGAAAUGAAACGUACUCAAAAAGGAAUCGAAGAGUGUUUAAGAAUAACCGAAACAUUGUCACAAAAGUCCUCUGAAGUUCAAAAUGAAAAAGUGGAAACAAAAUUAAACGAAUUAAAUAAUAAAUUUUCAAAUGAUAUUACAGAGUAUUCACUUUUAACACAAAUGAUAAUUUCCUACUUUAAACACAUAAACGAAAUACAAAAGAAAAUUGAAAGUUACAAGCAAAAAUAUGAUAACGAAAAAUUAUCAAAUGAUGUUGCACAAACGGAGCAUUUAAUCCAUGAACAUAAUUCAUCAAAUCAAAUUUUGCAAGAAAUGUUUAAUUUUUCACAAAACGAAUGCGAUCGUCUAAUAUCGAAAAUCAAUAAACAGGAACCAGGUGAUGCUGCCCAAAAAGAUAUUUCUAGAAUUUUAUAUCCGUUAAAACAACUACGUAAUGAUUGGGAUAAUAUGUGGGAAGAACGACGAAAAGUUUUAGAAGAUCAUCUUCAGCUAUGUCAUUUUGAUUCGGAUCUACAUCAAAUUAAUGAUACAUUAGAUGAUUUGGGUAAACAAUUGAAUGGAAUUAAGGGAAAAUAUGGAGAAUCAUUGGCAGAAGCAAAAGCUACAUCAUUGGCGUUUGUUUACUUUGAAAAAACUAUCGAGUUACUGGAAGACAGGUUAAAACAAUUUGGAAACACAGCCGAAAAUAUGCUGAAAAACCAACACAUUCAUUCACCGCACAUUGAGGCAGAACUGAAUAAACUUCGAAAUCGUUGGAAUGAUUUCAGAACACAAGUACAAGAUACACGUCAUUUAAUUGAUUUGAGUAUUAAAUAUUUUGAAACUGUUUUAAAAGCCGAAGAAUGGUUUAAAGAAGGUAAUCAAUUGUUGAGAACAAUUGCACGAAAAUCAUCACUUGUAAAAACACCCGAAGAGGCGACAGAAUUAUUAAAUGAACUCGAAACUUUCUUGAAACCAGGAGAGCAAAAACAAGACGAACGAAUACGUGAAAUUUCGAAAAUGGCCUUUGAACUAUUUGGCCAUGAACAACCGAUACAAGUUAAUAAAGUUAUACUUGAAAAUCAAGAAUUAACUGAUUCAUUUUCGAGUAUCAUAAAUGAGUUAAAUAUAUUAGCUAAUAAUCUGAAAGUAGCUGAAGAACAAAGAAUUAAGGAUAUUGAAGCACAAAGGUUAAGAGAUAUUGAAGAACAGCGAAUUAGAGAAGCUGAAGAGCUAUUAGAAAAACAAAGAGCUGAAGCAGCUAGAAUAGAAGCUGAAAAAGCUAAAGCAAAAGCUGAAGCUGCUAAAGCCGAAGCAGAUGCUGCUAAAGCUGAGGCAGACGCUGCUAAAGCACAAGCCGAAGCUGCUAAAGCAGCAGCUGCAGCUGCUGAAGAAGCAUGUAAAACCGCUGCGAAAACAUUAAACGAUGCAGCCGAAGAAUUUAAACAGAAAACAAUUGUAAUUAAUACUACCAUAGAAAAAAGUACUUUGAUUGAAACACAAAAACUAGUACCUGAAAAAUUACUUAUAACUGAUGGUACGCAAACUGUCGAUACGGUGCAAAAAACUGAAAUUAGUCAAACUGAAACAACACCACAACAGGUUGAAGAACAUGUCGUACAUAUUAUACCAAUUGAAAAAGAAAAAUCAGAUGAUAUACAAAUUGAAGAGAUCCCACAAUUAGAAGCACCCAGAUUUAUUGUCCCAUUAACCGACAUAAUAAUACAAGAAGGUUCCUCAUUUACUUUCAAAUGUCACGUAACUGGAUAUCCGUUGCCAGUCAUUCAAUGGUUUAAAGAUGGAAUCUCAAUUGAAAGCAAUUUAGAUUAUCAAACAAAUUUUGAAAAUGGCGUUUGUGCUUUAACUAUUGAAGAAACAUUUACGGAAGAUUCAGCAAGAUUUACAUGUAAAGCAAGAAAUGCGGUUGGAUCUGCCGAAACCUCUGCAUAUUUAUCUGUUAAAGAAACUGAACCAGACGAACAAUUAAUACCGCCAUACUUUACAAAAACAUUAACACCAGCCCUCGCUCGUGAAGGUAGUAAAUUUCAAUUUGAGUGUGGAGUGCAAGGUAAUCCUUUGCCAACUGUACAAUGGUUUAAAAAUGAUACUUGUAUCGAUAAUUCAUCCGAUUAUGUUAUCACGUAUAAUAAUGGCGAAGCUAUUUUAACUUUCGAAGAAGUUUUCUUAGAGGAUAAUGCAACUUUCACGUGUAGAGCUGAAAAUCCUUUGGGUGUAAUAGAAUCAACCGCAAACUUGAAUGUUGAACCAUUGGAGCCAACAGAAAUUCCUACAUUCUCCGUUCCAUUGUCUAAUGUAAUGGCACGUGCAGGUCAAAAAAUUAAAUUAGAGUGUUCAUUCUCUGGUAUCCCAGAACCGAAAAUUUCAUGGACUCAUAAUGGUCAUUUACUUCAAGAAUCUCACGAUGUCAAGUUACUUUGUCAGAAUAAUACAGCGACAUUAAUUGUUCCCGAAGCAUUCCCAAAAGACGCCGGUAUAUAUUCAGCAAUUGCUAGUAAUCUUGCUGGUGAAGCAGUAAGUUCAUGUAACGUUACAGUAAAAGGUCGUUUACCUGUUGAAACAUCCGAUUCAGAAUUUGCCAGUGAUAUGGAACCAAUAAAACCAAAAAUACAAACACCAUUAAAAGAUGUAUCAGUAUUUGAAGGAAGUCGGGUCCGUUUAGAUUGUGUUAUUGUUGGACAACCUGAACCGGAAGUUAUAUGGUAUCAUGAUGAUCAACCAGUAAAAGAAUCAACCGAUUUUCAAUUACUCUUCCAAGGUGAUAAGUGUUCUUUGAUUAUUGAGGAAGCCUACUUGGAAGAUGCUGGUGAAUAUAAAGCGGUUGCAAUUAACUCAGCUGGUGAAGCUACAAGUAGUUGCCGAUUAUCUGUAUCAUCAUUAGAAAUAACAGAGCAUCCAACAAGAAAACCACAACCUGAAAGAAUUCUGCCAAGUGGUUCACCUCCUGUUUUUACAAAACUUUUAUUGGAUGUAUUGAUAUCUGAAGGUGAAAGUGUUACUUUGGAAUGUGUAGUCACAGGAGAUCCUAAGCCUGAAAUUAAAUGGCUUUUAAAUAAUCAAGAAAUUAAAGAAGAUUCACGAAUCAAACUCACACAUGACGACGAUGGCAAAGUAACUUUGCAAAUUGAAAAAGUUACAUCAGACGAUCGCGGUGUUUAUACUAUUCGAGCUUCCAAUCCAAGUGGCGAUGCUAAAUGUUUUGCUCAAUUAAUUGUCAAAUCCUUACGAGGAGCACCUGAAAUAAAACCAAAGACUCCGUCUAAUGAAAUUGAAAUACCGAUACAAGUCACUGAAGAAGUUAAGAAGACUUCGACUGAAAUAAUACCGACGGUUAUUACUGACGUGACUCCAACUAGUAAUUUAAGCGAGAAAUCAUCUGUUUCAUUAACUCAAAAUGCAUAUACAAUAGAAACUAGCAGUGAAACUACUAGUAUUGUUUACAAUAACAAAUCGUGCGAAUAUAGUGACAAAUCUGAAACUGAGGUACACAAAUUUGACUUGCAUGUUGAUGAACCUUUAAAACCUAUCGAAGCUAAAAAAUCAAUUGAACAAACUGAUGUUAAGAAAAUUGAAGAAAAAACCAUUGAAAUAAUCAAGACUGAAUCUAAGCCGACGCGGAAAUUAAUACCACCCAAAUUUUUAACACCUGUUAUGGGUAAAAUUGUUGAUGAAAAUACAACAGUGGUUUUGGAAGGUGUAUUAGAAGGAUAUCCAACACCAACAGUGACCUGGACAAAGAAUGGACAUGCAAUACCAGAAAAUGAUGAACGAAUUAGUGUUACGUGGGAUUUGAACAAGACUAAAAUAGAAAUAAAAGAUGCUACAAGUGUUGAUGCAGGAAAGUAUACCUGUCAAGCCAUCAAUGAUGCUGGAUCGGCGACUUGUACUGCGGAUAUAGUUGUAAAAAAAAAAACUUUCCCUCCUGUGUUUGGUCGUCGCCUUCAAGCUCAAUUAAUCAAGAAAGGAGAACGUGUUGUAAUGGAAGUUGAAGUAACUGGACUUCCAGAUCCAACAAUUUCUUGGUUUAAAGAUGGCCAGCCAUUGACUACUGAGCCAAACAACUUAACUUUAAAAAGUCAAGGCAAUUGCCACACUUUAAUCAUCGAAAAAGCUGCGGUUGAGCAUUCUGGUAAAUAUAUGGUAAGAGCAGUUAAUUCAAGUGGUGAAGCACAAAGCAUAGCUGAUUUUGCUGUAUUUGAACCUUGCCCUGACACGAUGGUUGAAGUGGUUAAAACUUUAGUGUUUGAAGAUGCCCAAAAAUUAGAACAAUUGCAAAGUUCAGCUGAAUCAUCAUUUACGAAAACUACACAAGAGUCGAGUACGAUUGAAAAGAUAAAAUCUGCUCCAGAAGCAUCUAAAGUUCCUAUCUCUUCGAAUAUAAUUCAGACACAUGUAUCUGAACAUAAAGAAUCAAGCUAUAAUUUUGAAACGAAAUCCAUACCAACAAUCUCUCAGGAUUCGUCUAAAGUAAUUGAACAUAAAAUCGAAACCACGGAAAAAAUUGAAAAACCAGUUCCAGUUGAAAAAAAAGAACCUGUAAUAAUACAACCUAUUGAAAUAAAUAAAGAUUUAACCGAUUCAAGAACAACUAUUGAGGAUUUUCCAGAUAAAAUUAACAUCAUAGAUGAGAAUAGAAGUUUCCAACAUAGUGUGAAACAAGAAAUAUCUUUCAAUAUUAAAAAACAUUACAAUGAAGGGUACAAACCGGAAAUUUCAUUGCCUGAAGUUCCACAAAUUUUACCACAAUUUCCAAAAUUUGAAACCAAAACUGAAAUACAUCAAGAAUCUUCAAUUACAAAGCAGAUACCCAUUCAAAUAGAAACUAAAGAAGAACAAAUUGUUUUGCCAAAGUUACCUGAUGUUACACCCAUUAGUGUAUUACCUGAAGCUCCUAUUGUAACCCAAAUUCCUAUUGAAGUGCCAAAAGAAGAAGAGGAAGCGCGAAGUAUUAUUGACUCUUCAUCUAUAACCAAAGAAAGUGCUUAUGAAUUUUUUAAAACAAAGUUAGAAGAAAAUUCUGAACCAAUACCAGUAGAUAGAACUCAUUUACCCGAGAAGGUUCAACACUCAUAUAUUGAAUUUGAAAAAGCAAAAUUUUCCGAAAGUGUUCCAAAACAAGAAGUAGAAGAAAUUUGUACAAGGACUUAUGUUAAAGCACCUCCUAUUGAUGUUCGAACAGAAGACAUUAUUCGUGUCGAUCAAAAAUCUACUAAAACAGAAUUGAUUUCAGAACCAUUUAAUUUAGUACCAGAACCGCCACCAGAAAUAGGUUACAUGCCAAAAGCAUCUACUGAAUCAUACCAACGAGAGGAUAUUUCUCAUAAAAUAAAAAAACUUGAAAGUAAUCAUCAAGAGUUACCAUCAUCUCAAAUUCCAUCAGGAGGCAUUAAAAUAUAUCCAACACCUCAAGAAAAUAAUGUAGAAAAGAAAACUGAAACUACUACUACAUUUUUAAAAUCUGAACAGUAUACAAUUGAAAAAGAAGGUCCCAUUUAUCGUCCACAAGCUGAGAUAAGUACACGUCCGUUAACUCCAAAACCAUCUGCAGAAGCAAUUGAAAUGGAAAAAUUAUGGAUUCCAUCUAAAUCACCUGAACCUUAUGUGACAGAAACAAAAUCUUAUAGUUAUGAUCAACAAAUAAAAGAAAUGAAAAGUUUUGAUAGUGAACCUGGAUAUGCGGCAUCAACUUCGUCGUUUGAAACAUUAUCUUAUAGCAGACCUCAUUCAUCGUUAUCGACAUCAGUGGAAAAACCAUCUGCAGAAGGUAUUGCAAUGGAAAAAUCAUGGGCCCAUAAACAUGUUGGAUCACAUGCAAAAGUUUGGCCACCCCCAGAAACUGAAGUGCAACCAACUGCAACACCUUUAUGGACAUCAAAUUUAACAGAGUCAGUAAGUCAAACGAAACAAACCAAAGAAUACAGUUCUACACAAUAUACUCAAAAGUUCGAGUCCUCUCAGCCAAUUACUCCAGUAAUUUCUCAACCAGUUCAGUACUAUAGAUCUGAAACAUCUCAAUUGCAGCAUAAAAUGAAUAUUCCUGAAACAACUGAAUAUUCAUCUAGUAAAACCAUUAGCAGUAUGGAAUCAAAUGAAUUGGUAAUUGAAGAGAAAAAUAUUAAACCUUCAGAAGUGAAGAAAACAUCAACAUUUAUCACUAAAGACUACGAAUUAAAGUCACCAGCGAUUGUAAAAAAUAUAGAGCCAAAACGGGAGGAAAUAAAACCAUUAGAAAUUAUUCGUCCAAUUUCUGUUCAAGAUAUUACAGACGAAAUUUAUUUAGAACCUGGAUCUCCACCUGAAAUAGCUUUUGCAGAACCACCACCACAAACGCGACGAUUAUCCUAUGUGGAAACCAUUGAACAAGAAUUGGAACAAAAUUUGGAAAAAGUUCCAUCUAAAGUUUUGCCCGGAUCUGUUCGAACUAUUCCCCCACCGCCACCACCUAAAGAAAAAUCUUUACCUCCAGUAUUACCUCCACGUAAGGAAAAAUUGGCAACUCCUCCUCCUUUACCAGCUAAGCCUGCAUUCAUAAAACCAAUACCAAGUUACGAACCUUUACCCCCAAAAGAGUUUAAAGAAGAAAAAUUCAGUUCAACUUCAAUGACAUCAAGUUUUGUAACAGAAAGUAGUACAAUUAAAGAUAUAGGUUUUCGUAGUGUUAAGCCACCAACUACACUACCUAGAUCCAAAUCCACCGAACCAUACAUACCCCCACCAAAUUUCGUAACACCUACAAUUCAACAAAUUCAACGUCCAUUUUCUACAAUUUCUUCAACAACUACGCAUAAAACAUUUACAUCACACACUUUACCACGUAAGAAAUCACCACCAAAGUCACUGUCACCAAUUAAUUUACAACCAGGGUCACCGCCUGAAUAUUUACGAGCUGAAGCACCAAAAUCACCUCAAGUUAAACCAAAGGUAGCAGAUACCGGUUAUAUGGCUGACACGGAUGAGCCAUUUAUUCAAUAUAAAUCGAAUAUAAGCAGCACUCAAGAAACUCAUACUGUCCAAGAAAAACAUUUUUACCAUAAAAAAGUUGAUCAGAAACAUAUUUCAAGAUCAACAGCACAAAAUCAUGUUAUGAAAGAAGAUAAAAAAUAUGUUAGGCAAAAUUCAGCUCCUUCAAAAACACUUACCACACCUGAAAUUGUAAAGAAAUAUGAAAUUGAAACCAAAAUACAACGUGAUGAACGAGAUUCCAGUUUAGAAGCAUUUCCAUAUAAACCUGAUCCACCACGUACUAAACGUACAAAAUGCCCACCACCACCAAGCCCAUCAAAAUUCAUCAAGGGCGAAUUCCGAGAAAGCGACUACGAGAGUGAUUUUGAUGGACGAAUUCAACCAAUUUGGAAUAAAGGUGAUAAACAUUAUAAACCAAUCCAUCCUGUUUUAAAUUGUAAUAAUCGUCCACAAUCUGUUACCAAAUCACCAAUACCCCCAACAGAAUUUGACAAUCCACCGAAAAUCGAUGGACCCCCACGUCCUAAAUUUGAGCCAAUUGAAAAACCAAAACAAGUAUAUAGUAAAUUUCAUGAAAAAUCACAAACUACACAAAAACAACAAACACUUAUUAAACCAAAAGCAAUUUCGGCACAAUUGGUAGGUUCUCCAAUUACCCCUAAAACAACCACUGUUAUAAACUAUAUUAAACCUGGUUCUCCACCUGAGCUAAGUUAUGCCCCUCCACCACAAAAAGUACAAUAUUAUCGCUCUACAACCAGUGCACCAUAUCACAACGCAACACAAACUGAAACUUCCAAUAUUGUACAAUUCAAUGAAUCUACUGAAAACUCACACCGAGUUGUAAACAUACAACAAACUACAAAAAUUAUUAAAUUUGGUGAUAAACCAAAGAGUAAAAUCACUGAAAUUACACCACAAUCAAAUAAUAUCUACCUACGCCGUGGAAGUUUACCACAAACACCAACUCCAUCGAAAUUUAUAAGAGGUGAGUUUCGAGAAAGCGAUUAUGAAAGCGAAUUUGAAUCAGCAAAGAUACGUCCAAAAUGGGCACCUGGUGAUAGUGAUACAGAUGAACCACAUUAUCGACGUGUUCGAGCUCCAGCUAUGCAUCGUUCAUCAAGUGUACCUGCACGUAAAGAACGUGUCUUGACUCCAAUGGAGUUUGAUACACAACCCCCAUUAAUGCCAACCAAAAUAACAUUUGAAUCCAAUGAUGACGAAAGAGCUAAAAAGUCUGUUCGAAGACAAUUCAGCAAAGAUUUUAAACAACAACAGCAGCGUAACGUCUCUAAAGUGUCUAAAGUAAUUGCACCAUAUAACAAUAAUAUUCAACCAGGAUCACCACCAGAAUAUGGGUAUAUUCCAUCACAAACUGUUGCGUCUACUGCAACAAAAAUUGCUACGAAACAUAUGGAUGAAAUGACAAGUACUUUCAAAUCAAAAGCACAGCAAUUUGCGCAGGAUAUUAUGACAGAUGUGAAUAAGAAACAGCAACCAAAACAAACAAAAUCAAUUACAAAGGGUACAGAUUCAGAUGCUCAAGUUUAUCGCGAAGAAUCUAGAAUUGCUCAACAUGGUACAAAACAUGUUGAUCCUGAUACUGGUUUAAUAUACUUUAAAUAUGAUUUUGGUUACGAAUUCGGAAUUGUUUUACCCGGCGUGGGUAAAAAUGGUGAAAUUCCUCAACCAACAAAAACAAUAAUUGCUCCACCUAAAAGAGAUUCAGAUAUUGAAGUACCAAUAAUUCAUGAAAGCACUAGUGGUUCAUCGUCAAUUAAAAAAGGUGCCAGAAAAGUACCAAAAUAUGAUUCAGAAAGUGAAUUAUCUGAAAUGGCCGAUACAGAUUUUAAUCGACGUAAACGAGUUAAUAGUUUACCACAACCCAGUGAUUAUUCAACACAAAAUCCACCAUAUAUACGAAUACCAAAUACACCAAGUCCUAACUCUCUAUCACCAAGUAUACCCAGUAUUUCUCCAGCUUACAAUAAUUUGGGUUAUCAAGUUGAAACACCAACCAGUGCCUUAUCAAGUCCACGAAAUAUUCAAUCGGACCAUAUCCGUCCUUCUGACCAGCCCCCAAAACCACCAAUGUUUAUAACUCCACUUCGUGAUAUAGCUGUUAUUGCUGGACAAACUGCCAAAUUUGAGUGUAUUGUACAAGCUGAACCAACACCAAAUAUUAUAUGGACAAAGAAUGGUCGAAUCAUUGCAAAUUGUUCCGAUUAUCAAGCAUAUUACAGGAAUGGAGUAUGUCGUUUGACUAUACCCAAAGCAUAUCCAGGUGAUGCUGGAACGUAUAAUUGUACUGCAACAAAUUCACAAGGCACUGCAAGUACAACAGCAAAUCUUCAAGUGCCAGGUGAGCGUCUAAUCCAACAGCAAACAGGUGGUAGACAACAAAUAUUAAUUCCUGUACUUCCAGGUGGUGUAUCACCACCAAUAUUUGAACAAAUCUUCCGAAAUGCACGAUUUGCUCAAGGUGGUAAUGCAUUAUUCGAAGGUAAAGUAGUUGGUAAUCCAAAACCAACAGUAUCAUGGACACGAAAGGGAGUACGAUUAAUGGAAUCACAUAAAUAUAAAAUGACAUACAAUGAUCAAACAGGAAUUGUAACAUUACUAAUAAAUAAAAUCGGUCCAGGAGAUGAAGGCGAAUAUACAUGUACAGCAGUUAAUCAAUAUGGUGAAGCUAUUUGUUCCGUCUUUAUCCAACCAGAAGGUUUUCCAGUACAACAACAACCACAACAACAGAGUUAUUCCAAAGAAGUGUAUCAACAUACCGAAAAAUAUUCGAAUGGACACACUAGCGUAACAGAAGAUUUCAAAGUUGAUACAUUCGAAUACCGAUUAUUACGUGAAGUUUCAUUUCGUGAAUCAAUUACCCGCCGUUAUGUAACUGAAACUGAUACAGAAAUAUCAACGGUGGUCGAACGUGGGCCAAUAGCACCACCACAAAUUCAACAAAAGCCUCGUAACUCUAAACUAUUAGAGGGUGCUGAUGCGCUAUUUUCAGCUAAAGUUGCUGCAAAUCCAAAACCACGUUUGACAUGGUUUAAAAAUGGACAAAGACUUGUUCAAAAUGAAAAAUACGAAUCAAUUUAUUCAAAUAAUCAAGCAUCACUUCGAGUACGUAAUGCACAAGGAGAUGAUUCUGGUCAUUACACUUUAUUAGCAGAAAAUCCACAAGGAUGUGUUGUGUCAUCAGCUUAUUUAGCAAUUGAACCAACAAACACCCAAGAGGGUAUUAUACGUGAAACAACAAUGAAAACUACACAACAGCAAUAUGAAACUACCCAAUCAGAAGCUGGAAAAUCACUGCCACCAAACUUCGUCAGAGUUUGCAGUGAUCGUGAAGUGACUGAGGGCAAAAUGACACGCUUCGAUUGUCGUGUUACUGGUCGACCAUAUCCCGAAGUGACAUGGUACAUUAAUGGACGACAAGUCGCUGAUGAUGCUACACAUAAAAUUUUAGUAAAUGAAUCUGGAAAUCAUGCGUUAAUGAUUACAAAUGUUAGUCGUGCCGAUGCUGGAGUCGUUACAUGUAUCGCUAGAAAUAAAAGUGGGGAAACAUCUUUCCAAUGUAAUUUCGGUGUUAUUGAAAAAGAACAAGUUGUUGCACCUAAAUUUGUAGAACGUUUCACUACUGUGAAUGUUAAAGAAGGAGAACCAGUCACCCUACAUGCAAGGGCUGUUGGUACUCCAAUCCCCCGAAUCACUUGGCAGAAGGAUGGCGUUUCAAUAGUAUCUAGCCCCGAGUUACGCAUUACAGUAGAUGGUGGUGCCACAACUUUAGAUAUAUCAAGAGCCAAGGCGUCGGAUGCAGCUUGGUAUCAAUGUACUGCACAAAAUGUUGCUGGCUCCACUGCUACUAGAGCACGAUUAUUCGUUGAAACACCGCAAAUUGAAACUUCUGAACCUUGGCGUUUGCAUUUGCCAAGGCCUACAAAAGUUAUUGAACCAGAACCGGCUCCUGGUCCAGAAGUUAUUUAUUUGCGUCAUGUUGAAAGACCAAAACCACACUUACCGCAGUCUGAAGAUGACAAAAUAUAUCCACCUCCACAAUUUAUCAUACCAUUACAAAAUGUGGUACAGAUAGAGGGUGGACGUGUACAUUUCGAAGCUCGAAUCGAACCUGUAGGUGAUCCUACAAUGCGAGUUGACUGGUACUUAAAUGGAAAACCUUUGGAAGCCAGCUCUCGUACAACUAUUACUUUCCGUUUUGGAUUUGUUGCUCUCGAUCUAAUUAGUAUUGUACUAGCCGACAGUGGAGAAUACACUUGUGUUGUUACAAGUGCCACUGGUCAAGUUCAAUGCAGUGCAAUUUUAAGCGUUCAACAAAAAUCAACAAUUGAACGUUCUAGUCAACAUCCAGAUAGUCUGCAAUACAUUCAACAAUUAGAAGAUUAUUCAAAAUACCAACGUUCUGAAAGUAUUGAAGAAUCUUACACACAAAAACCACAAUUCAUCCGUCCACUCCAUGAUUUAGGCGAUUUACAAGAAGGCCGAAAUGCUCAUUUCGAAGCCCAAUUGACUCCCGUAAGCGAUCCAACAAUGAAAGUGGAGUGGUAUAAGGAUGGUUAUCCAAUCACAGCUAGCUCUCGGAUUACUACAAUUUUCAACUUUGGCUACGUCUCUCUUAACAUCAUGCACCUACGGGCUGAAGAUGCAGGAUUGUAUACCGUGAGGGCUGUGAAUCGUAUGGGUGAAGCUAUAUGCAAUUCAUCACUAAAAGUAAUUACAAGAACAAGUGUAACUGCAGACUUAGGUAUUCCUGAGCAACAACGAUACAUUGAAAAAGUUGAAGAGUUAGAAGCUUAUCAACAACAAUUACAUAGCAAAUAUGUACAAGAACAACCCGAAAGCACAACACCACCAGAAUUUAAAAGUCCAAUUAAAGAUCAAAUUAAUAUUCGUGAAGGAGGAUUUGCUCAUUUUGAAGCUCGCCUCGAACCAAUUGGUGACUCUACUUUACGCGUGGAAUGGUUGAAAGAUGGAAGGCCCGUUGAAGCCAGUUCACGUAUUACAACUUUCUUUAACUUUGGUUAUGUUGCAUUAACAAUAAAAUAUGUAACUAUUCAUGAUAUUGGAAAUUAUACUUGCCGAGCAUACAACUCUUUAGGGCAAGCCACAACUACAGCACAAUUAAGUGUCUUAAGUAAGAACGAUAUUAUUUUCGAUUCACAACAUCCAGGUGGUUUACAAAAAAUACAAACAUUAGAAGAUAGUUCACGUUACAAUCGUAAAUCUGAUGAAGAGGUUACAGUUACUCAAAAACCAAGAUUUUUGGGUCCACUUAAAGGAACAACUAAAAUUGUGGAAGGACAACGUGCUCAUUUUGAAAUUCGUGUUGAGCCACAAAAUGAUCUUACCAUGAAAAUUGAAUGGUAUUUCAAUGGAAAAGCAAUUAUGAGCGCUAAUCGUAUUCAAACUUACCAUGAUUUCGGGUAUGUCGCUCUUGACAUUUUAGGUGUUAGAGCCGAAGAUACUGGUACAUACACUGUAGUUGCUCGUAACGCUCUUGGCGAAGCGCAAAUGUCAACUACCAUGCAAGUUGAAACUCGUUCUAGCAUUGACACAUCUAGCAUGCAUCAUACAUCUUACGAAAAAACUCGGCAAUUAGAAAGUGGUAAAUUUGUUGAACCACAAUAUCAAAUCGAAGAAAUUUCAAAAUCAAAACCAAUAUUCGUUCAGCCAUUAUCUGAUCCAAAACCAAUCAAUGAGGGUAAAAAUAUUCAUUUAGAAGGGCGUCUUGAACCAAUGGGUGAUCCAACAAUGCGCGUAGAAUGGUUCUGUAAUGGUCGUCCGAUUACAGUUGGUUCACGUUUUAGAACAUACUACGAUUUUGGAUUUGUUGCCCUUGACAUUGUUCACGCUACUGCUUUAGAUUCCGGUGAAUAUACUUGCCGUGCUACAAAUCAUUUAGGAAGUUCUCAUUCAUCAGCUUGCGUUCGUGUCGUCGGACGAUCUGAUAUUGUAACCGAAACUCAAAAUGAACAAUCUUUGGAACAAAUUCAAAUGUUAGAAGAUGCUUCUCGUUAUCGUAAACAUAUUAGCGAAGAUGUUCAAAUUGUUCAAGCACCUCAAUUCACACGACCACUACAUAAUAUUGAAACCAUUGAAGGAACAAAUAUUCACAUGGAAUGUCGUUUACAACCCGUAGGCGAUCCUUCAAUGAGAGUUGAAUGGUUCGUCAAUGGAUUCCCUGUAAAAACUGGUCACAGAUUCCGACCUGCAUAUGAUUUCGAUUAUGUGGCACUUGAUUUACUUAGUGUAUAUCCUGAAGAUUCUGGUGUGUACACAUGUCAAGCUCGUAAUCAAUUGGGAGAAGCAGUAACCUCAUGCUCAGUACGUGUAAUUGCAAAGAAAGACCUCUUAUUAGAAACUCAUCAUGCUUCUGGUCUUGAGAAAAUCCAAUACUUGGAAGAUAGUUCACGAUACAAGAAAUCUGAACAUAUUGAUGAAGUCGUGAAUGUAAAACCUAAAUUCUUAACAAAACCAAAAAGUUUAGAAAACAUGCGUGAAGGCCAACAUGCUCAUUUCGAAUGCAAAUUAGAACCAGUUACGGACCCUAAUUUGAAAGUUGAAUGGUAUAAGAAUGGUCGUCCCGUUACUAUUGGGCAUCGUUUCAGGCCAAUCCAUGAUUUUGGAUAUGUAGCAUUAGAUAUUGUUGAUCUAAUUGCUGAAGAUUCUGGUGUAUACACAUGCCGUGCAGUAAACUUGGUUGGUACAGAUGAAACAACGGUUUCCUUAAAAUGUCGUGGUACCGCACAAAUUAUAACAGGUACACAAAAUGAACAAGGUUUGGAACAAAUUCAUUACCUAGAAGAUCGUACUAAAUAUCAACGCAGUGAAAUUUCUGAUGAAAUCACAAAACAAGCACCAAUAUUUACAACUUCAUUGAAAAAUAUAGAAAUCAAAGAAGGGCAACGAGCUCAUUUUGAGUGUCGAUUGAUACCAGUUUCUGAUUCAACCAUGAAAGUAGAAUGGUUCCAUAAUAAUGUACCAGUGAAAUCUGGUUCACGAUUUACUGAAACCAAUAACUUUGGUUUUGUAGCUUUAGAUAUCAUGUAUUGUUAUCCUGAAGAUGCAGGAAUUUAUACAUGUAGAGCAACAAAUGCUCUUGGUGAAGCAGUAACUUCAGCGAGCUGUGUUGUACACUCUAAGAAAUCAAUUUAUAUGGAAUCACAACAUGAAGGAGCAUUAAACCGAUUACGUACACUGGAAGAUUCUAGUCGAUACAAGCGCACAAGUGCAGUUGAAGAAACUGUUACUCAAGCUCCAGUAUUCACUUUACCAGUGCGUGAUUUACGAGUAGCUGAAAAUCAAGCUGCUCACUUCGAAGCUCGAUUAAUUCCAGUUGGCGAUUCACGACUAAAAGUAGAAUGGUUGCGAAAUGGUGUUCCAAUAGAGGCCAGUAAUCGUUUAACCACAAUGCACGACUUUGGAUAUGUUGCGCUUAAUAUGAAAUAUGUUAAUCCGGAAGAUUCUGGUACAUAUACUUGCAGAGCAACCAAUGAUUUAGGAGAAGCUGUAACAUCAGCCACAUUAUUUGUCCAAUCUAAAGCUUCAUUGCAACUGGAAACUCAACAUGAAACUGCUUUACAAAAAAUACAUCAACUAGAAGAUAGUACAAAGUACCAACGCCGUGAAGAGGAUGAAAUAACUGUUACCCAAGCACCUCGAUUUGUGACUCAAUUGAAUGGACCGACCAAUUUGGUAGAAGGUCAAAGUGCUCACUAUGAAUGCCGUAUUGAACCAUAUCCAGAUCCAAACUUAAAAGUUGAAUGGUUUUGUAAUGGCCAACCUUUGCAAACCGGUCAUAGAUUCCGUACCGCAUACGAUUUUGGAUUUGCAUCUUUGGAUGUUUUAACUGUUUAUGGAGAAGAUACCGGAGAAUACACAUGCAAAGCUACAAACAGACUUGGUACUGCUCAAUCAUCAAUAAAACUUAAUGUGAAAUCACGUUCAUCAAUUAUACUCGAUACUCAACAUGAAGGCGCAUUACAAAAGAUUCAAUAUUUGGAAGACGAUUCUAAAUACAAACGUACUGGUGUUGAAGAUCAAAUCGUUAUUGAAAAACCACAAUUUGGUCGUCCACUGAAGAGCAUUGAAAACUUACCAGAAGGAAAGAGUGCUCAUUUAGAAGCCACUCUAACGCCAGUAAAUGAUCCUACUAUGCGUGUUGAAUGGUAUUGCAAUGGAAGACCAAUUCCAAAUGGUCACAGAUUCAAGACCACAUACGAUUUUGGAUUUGUGGCACUUGAUAUUUUAUACGCUUAUGCUGAAGAUUCCGGCACAUACAUGUGCAAAGCACGUAAUGCAGCUGGUGAAGCAGUAACUACAUGUGCAAUUAAUGUAAAAGCCAAAUCUGGAUUGCUCUUAGAUACACUUGAUGAGCAACGAUUACAAAAGAUUCGAGAUUUAGAAGCAUGUGAAGAACCACAAAAACAAGAAAUUGAGCCAGAACAGCAAAAACCAAUAUUCAUAACACCAUUAGUCAGUUUGGAGAAUCUCAAAGAAGGUAAUCACGCCCAUUUAGAAUGCCGCGUUACACCUGUUAGUGAUCCUAACAUGAAAAUUGAAUGGUUCGUUAAUGGAAUUGCAAUUCGUGCUAGUCACAGAUUCCGUACAACUCAUGACUUUGGAUAUGUUGCUCUUGAUAUAUUGUAUGUGUGGCCAGAAGACACUGGUACUUACAUUUGUAAGGCAACUAAUUUGGUUGGAGAAGCAGUCAAUACUUGUAAUAUUAAAGUAGCCUCACGCCGAAGUAUUCUUCUAGAAUCUCAUCAUCCCGAUGGAUUAGAAAAGAUAAGAGAAUUAGAAGCUCAAGGACAUCCACAACGCUUGGAAGUAGAAGAACCAAUUCCAACACCACCACGAUUUGUUACAGAACUUCGUGGUACAACUAGUGUAUUUGAAGGUCAAACAGCUCAUUUUGAAUGUCAAGUUGAGCCAAUUCAUGAUCCUAAUUUACGAAUUGAAUUCUUCCACAAUGGAAAGUCUUUACCGUCAGCAUCACGUUUCCAUAUUACAUUUGAUUUUGGAUAUGUGGCAUUAGACAUAAGCCAUUGUGUACCAGAAGAUGCCGGCGAAUAUUCAGUGAAAGCUAUUAAUAAUUUGGGACAGUGUACAUCGUCUAUUAAUUUGAGAGUAACCGCCAAAGGUAACAUAAUUUUAGAUUCACAACGUCCAGAAGGUUUGGAGAAAAUACGUCAAUUAGAAGAACAAACUCCAUACAAACGUCCAGAAAUUCCUGAUCCACAAACAAGACAACGACCAGUUUUCACACAACCAUUACAAAAUAUCGAUAAUAUUAUUGAAGGUCAAGUUGCCCACUUUGAAUGUAGAUUGAUUCCGGUUGGUGAUCCUACAUUGAAAGUAGAAUGGUUUAGAAACGAAAAGAUUUUGGAAGAUAGUUCACGUAUCACUAAAGUUCACGACUUUGGUUUUGUAUCAUUAGAUAUAACACACAUUCGUGAUGAUGACGAAGGUGUUUACAUGUGUCGUGCAUCUAAUGCUCUUGGAGAGGCUGUAACAACUGCUUCAAUGAAAAUUAAAACAAAAGCUAGUAUUCAAUUAGAAACUCAACACCCAGAGGGAAUGCGCCGUAUUCAGCAACUCGAACAACCAACGCAAAGACGGAGUGAAGAAAGAGAUCGUGUAUUUGAAAAACCAAUUUUCACACAAUUACUCACUGGACCUUCAGAAUUAUGGGAAGGACAACAUGCCCGCUUUGAAUGUCGAGUUGUACCCGUUGGAGAUCCAAAUCUAAGAUUUCAGUGGUUUGUGAAUGGUGUCGAAUUAAAGAAGGGAUCAAGAUUCCGAGUAACUCAUGACUUUGGAUAUGUAACACUUGAUAUAAAUUCAGUCGUAACUGAAGAUUCAGGUGUGUACAUGUGCAAGGCAAUUAAUUUAGCAGGCGAAGCCGUUACUUCUACCUCACUUAAAGUACGCGCUCGUUCAGCCAUUGCUGGUGAACCAUUACAGCCCGAUGCAUGGCAAAAGAUUCAAUUAAAAGAAGCAGAGAUGAAUCGUGUCCCUGAAAUGUUUGUCGAGACCACACCACAACAAGCUCCAGUGUUUACAACACAUUUGAAGAGCUACGAUAAUCUAGCAGAAGGUCAACAUGUUUACCUAGAAGCACAAGUUGAACCUAGAACCGACCCUAACCUACGUGUUGAGUGGUUCAAAAAUGGAGUGUCACUUACUACUGGUACAAGAAUUCGCAGUACAUUUGAUUUUGGCUUAGUUUCACUUUCGAUUAACGGUUUACGUCAAGAUGACUCUGCUAUUUAUACAUGUAAAGCUACUAAUUUACUUGGUGAAGCUGUGUCUACAUGUACAUUGAAAAUCGCAGAUCAUCAUUGGUUAAUUGAUCAUUCAUUACAUCCAGAUGCAAUGCCAAUCAUUGAGGCUUUAGAAAAACCAGGUGCAGAGAAACCUACUGAACCUGAACCAACAUAUGAAUCACCCGUUGUUAUAUCACAUCUUAACAAUGUUGAAUGUACUGAAGGUGAUAAUGUUCACUUUGAAUGCACCGUUGAGCCAUCUAAGGAUCCAACAUUAAGAAUUGAGUGGUUUGUUAAUGGAAAACCUCUUCCAUCGGGUGCAAGAUAUAAGUCAACAUACGACUUUGGAUAUGUUUCAUUAGAUAUAAAUCACGCUUAUGAAGAAGAUUCGGGUAUUUACACAUGUAAAGCUAUCAAUUCUAAAGGUUCAGCUACAACAUCUGGAUCAUUACGUUGCACAAGUAAAGAAAGUAUUUACAGACAAACGCAACAUCCACAAGGAAAGGCUGGUUUAGAAGCAGUAGAAGAAACUGAACAAGAAUUAGCUAAUAGAUAUAAACCAAAAGACUUGGGAGCCGACCAUGAGUUCCCAAAACCAAUUUGGACUACUCCUUUACAACCAGAAUUUUCAUUAGGAGAAGCACAGGCUUUACACUUGGAAGCCAAUGUUGAACCAAAAGAAGAUCCUGACUUAAAGAUUGAAUGGUUCUUUAAUGGUAAAUCAUUGGAUCAUGGUUCACGAUUUAAAAUGACUAGUGAGUUUGGAUUUGUAACACUGGAUUUAACAGAAGUUUAUGAAAGAGAUCAAGGAAUUUACACAUGCAAAGCCUGGAAUAAAUCCGGAGAAGCGUAUACUUCAACUACAAUCUACUGCAGUUCAAAGGAAAAUCUAAUUGAACGUACUCAACAUCCAAAGGGUAAAGAAGGUUUGGAAGCUAUUCAAGAUUUAGAAGAUUCUUUAAAGAGACCAGAAGGAUCAGCAGCAGAAGCUGAAGAUGGACAUGCUCCUAAAUUCACAUCUCAACCACAAGAUUUAAGCAAUUUGAGUGAAGGAGAAAUCGCUCACUUUGAAGCAUCUUUAACACCAACAGGUGACCAAACAAUGAAAGUCGAAUGGUUUUAUAAUGGUGAAGUCCUAAAAGCAAGUCAUCGCACUCGUACAGUGUAUGCAUUCGGUAUGGUUGUAUUAGAAAUUUUAGGUACUAAAAUUGAAGAUACUGGUACUUAUACUUGCCGUGCAACUAACAAAUGGGGCAAAGACGAGAUAAGUGUAAACUUAGAAUGUGUUGAAAAAACCAAAGGACAAAAACCUAAAUUCACAACACAAAUACAAAAUAUUGAAGGCUUGAAGGAUGGAGAAUCUGCUCAUUUCGAAUGUACGCUAAUACCAGUCAACGAUCCAAAAUUGAAAGUUGAGUGGUUCCAUAAUGGCCAACCAUUAUUGCAAUCAUCAAGGAUAAAAUCAGUAUCCGAUUUUGGAUUUGUAGUAUUAGAUAUUUCAUAUAUUCAAAACCAUGACUCAGGAGAGUAUGUCUGUAAAGCUAGUAAUUUAUACGGAGAGGAUUAUACUAAAGCUACUAUUUCCGCUUAUGGAAGAGGUGGUGUAUACUCAGACAGUUUACAACCAGAUUCAUUGGCUCGUAUUAGAGAGCUGGAAAGUCAACAAGGGCAACAACCUCAAACACCAACAACACCGGUAGCAGAGCCUCCUAAAUUCAUAACCCAAAUAAGUGACGUUACCAAGUUAGUUGAAGGACAAAGUGCACACUUUGAAGCACGCUUAACUCCAGUAACAGAUCCUGAUCUAAAAGUAGAAUGGUAUUACAAUGGAAAGAAAUUACCCCAUGGUCACAGAUACAGAACCUUCCAUGAUUUUGGAAUAGUUAUUUUAGACAUUUUAUACUGUUAUGAAGAAAAUUCUGGUGUCUAUGAAUGUCGCGCUGUUAAUAAAUAUGGUGAAGAUUCUACCAAAGCAACAUUGAAGUGCGUCUCCAAAGCAAACUUAAUCUUGGACUCGCAACUGCCGCGGGGCAUGGAAGGUGGUUUGGAAAAAAUUCAAACCUUAGAAGACUCACUUGUUCGAACCCGAGAAGAAAGAGAAAUUGAAGCGAAGGGCAAAGCUCCUGUAUUUACAGUACCAUUAUCAAACAUUGAAGGACUUAAAGAAGGAGAAAAUGCUCAUUUCGAAGCACGAUUGACACCAACGGAUGAUCCAAAAUUAAAGGUUGAAUGGUUCUGGAAUGGCAAACCAUUAAAAGCUGGAUCACGUUUCCGUACAUUCUGUGACUUUGGUUUCGUAAUUCUUGAAAUAUCUCCAAUAUAUCCCGAAGACUCGGGCGAAUAUUCAUGCCGUGCCUUUAAUGACUAUGGUGAAGCUGUCACUACUGCUACCAUGAAAAUACAAGGCAAACGUAGCAUUAUUUUAGAAUCCCAACUACCAAAAGGAAUGGAGGGAACCAUUGACAAAAUUGCAGAAUUAGAGGGAUUGGGUACUGGCUCUCACCAAAUGCCACCAGAAGAUGACAGUGGCAAACCCCCAGAAUUUAUUACAACGCCAUCAGAUUUAGCUUUGGCUGAGAAUUCCUUAGCUCAUUUCGAAUGUAGAUUAACUCCAGUUAAUGAUCCAAGUAUGCGUGUAGAGUGGUUCCAUAACGGAAAACCACUUCUUGCUGGAUCAAGGGUGAAAACCAUUAACGAUUUUGGAUUUGUUAUUUUGGAAAUUUCUGGUUGUUAUCAACGUGAAUCUGGACUUUAUACCUGCAAAGCUACAAACAAACAUGGUGAAGCUACCGUGUCAUGCAAAUUGCAAGUACGAGGUCGUACUGGAAUUGUAAUGGAACCUCAGUUACCAAACAAUUUCAGAACUGGUACAGAGAGUAUUCAAAAAUUGGAAGAAUCUUUAUACAAACGUGAUGAAAUUCUAGCCGAGGAAGAGGAACCAAAUCCACCUAAAUUUACUGUAGAAUUGAAAGACAAUUUGGAUGUGCCAGAGGGUGGACCAAUUCACUUUGAUUGUCGUGUAGAACCUGUUGGUGACCCAACAAUGAGAAUUGAUUGGUUCCAUAAUGGCCGCCCAUUUGCAACUGGAUCUCGAGUUCAUAUGUUGAACGAUUUUGGUUUUAUUGCGUUAGAUAUGGAUUAUACAUAUAUUAGAGAUUCUGGAGAAUAUAUUUGUAGAGCAACCAAUAAAUGGGGUUCUGCAACUACUAAAGCUUCAAUUACUAUCAAAUCUAAACGUAGUGUAGAUUUUGAAUCUCAGUUACCAACAGGUAUGAGUGCAGAAAAACUUAAAGAUUUAGAGCGUGGACCUGUAAGUGAAGCUCCUAAAGAAGAUGCUGAACAUGGCCCACCAAAAUUCACUACACAAAUACAAUCAGCUACAGUUGAAGAAUCACAGGCUGUUCGUUUUGAAUGUCAUGUUGAACCUAAAGAUGAUCCAAAUCUUCGCAUUGAAUGGUACAGAAAUGGAAAACCAUUACCAUCUGGUCACAGAUACCGCACAGUUUAUGAUAUGGGCUUUGUAUCGUUGGAUAUUCUUUAUGUAUAUCAAGAAGAUUCUGGUGAAUAUGUUUGCCGUGCUGUAAAUAAAUACGGCGAAGAUAGAACCAUAGCAUCCAUUUCAUGUAAAGAAUUGCCAUCAAUUAUUUUACAAAAUCAAGUACCUAAGGGCAUGAAGAGAUCAGAACAAUUGAUGCAAAUGGAAGCCACAAUCAAAAAAUAUACAUCGGAAAUAUUCUUAACAGAAGAUGAUUUGUACGAUCCAGAUCGUAAACAACCACCACGAUUUGUUACACAAAUUCAAGAUCAAACUUCUCUUGUAGAAAUGCAAAGCACUAAAUUUGAAUGUCAAUUAGCUCCUGUCGGUGACCCUAAUAUGAAAGUUGAAUGGUUCUUUAAUGGAAAACCACUUCUACACAAAAAUCGUUUCACACCUAUAUACGAUUUUGGAUAUGUUGCUAUGAACUUCGGUUGGGUAUACCCUGAAGAUAGCGGAGAAUACUUAUGUAGAGCAACAAAUUUGUAUGGAAUGGACGAAACUAGAGCCAUUAUUAAAACAGCUGGUAAACCUGGAAUUAUUUAUGAAUCUCAAUUACCGAAAGGUAUGAAGAGUAUCGAAAAGAUUCGAGAAAUGGAAGCUGCUUGGCAAGUUGUACCCGAUGAGCCCGAAGAAGCAGCUAAAUCACGUUGUGCGCCAAUUUUCGUCAGUAAACCAGAACCAGUAACUGUUGAAGAAGGUGACUGGUCGCGGUUCUGUUGUCGUGUAACUGGUUUCCCAAGACCAAGAGUAAUGUGGUUAAUUAAUGGACACACCAUUGUCAAUGGAUCUCGAUACAAACUAACCUACGAUGGAAUGUACCAUAUGGACAUUCCAAAGACAAGACAAUAUGACAAUGGUGUUGUUGAAGUAAUUGCAAGAAGUUCUGUUGGUGAAGCUUUAGCCACCACAGAAUUAAAAGUCGUACCUAGAAAGGAUGAUUUCCGUGGUGUAUUGAAAAAUUCACCAAGACCAUGGUACGACUACAAUCUAACACAAUACCAAAAAGAUCGUGAAACUGAAUUGGAACGUGUAUUUGAUGAACGCACACAACAAGAACGUACUAUAAUUACUGGUGACCAAUUCAAACCAAAAGUAGCAAAUGAACCUGAAACAGAAUGGCAACAAACAGUUAAAAAGAAGAAAAACGAAGAUUAUUAUUCAAAGAUACAUGAACUUGAAAAUGAACAAGUUGUUAAAGAAGCACGUAUUCGGGAAGCAAAUCAUCAAUUCGCCAUUCCCGGUGAAAAAAUUGUUAAUGCUUCUGUUGCAAAAGGCAUGGCGCAACGAUAUCAAGAUAACUUGUAAGAAACACAAACCAAAAAAUCAGCAGUACCACCUGGCCCAACUGAAUCUGGUGUACAUGCAAAAGAAAUUCAUGUAGCAAAACAAAAACAAACUCAAAAAGAAACUAAAGGAGACCUAGAGAUUACACGUAAAAUAACAGCAACUGAAACAACUGAAAUGGAACAUAAGAAUAAAACAACUGAACGUGUUGUACAAGGACAAGUUUUACCAUCAACACCACCAUUCUUUACUAAAAAGAUUCAACCAUGUCGUGCGUUCGAAAAUGAACGUGCGCGAUUCGAAGUUGAGUACGACGGUGAUCCAUUGCCUACUAUUAAAUGGUUCCGUGAAGAUUGUCUACUCAAGAAUUCACCAGAUUUCCAAAUUCAUACAAUGAGCACUAAAUCAAUUUUGGUAUUACGUCAAGUUAUGCUAGAAGAUUCUGGUGUAUUCUCAGUAAUUGCUGAAAAUCGUGGUGGUACAGCCAAAUGUAGUGCCAAUUUAGUUGUGGAACAAAAACGACGUACUGGACGCGGAGGUGUAAUACCACCAAAUUUCAUUGCAACAAUUCAUGAUGCAAAUGUACCUGCUGGUCAAUUAGUACGUUUUGAUGCUCGCAUUCAAGGUACCAAGCCAUUGGAUGUAUAUUGGUUGAAGAACGGCAAGAAAAUCACACCAGACAUUCGGUACAAAACUUUAGAAGAAGAUAAUACGUAUACAUUAAUAAUUCUUGAAGUAGUUCCCGAAGAUGCUGCUAAAUAUGAAUGUGUGGCUAUUAACAAUGCUGGUGAAGCUCGUUGUGAAGCUGAAUGUGUUGUACAAGCUCCACAAUCGCCAAAGAAAACUCAAAAACCAUCAACACCUGGUGCUGAAAAAGAGCCAAUUAUUGCUCAACCCCUUAAAAACCAAAUUGUAAAAGAAGGACAAGCAAUUGCAUUCAAAUGUAAAAUUGUUGGUAAACCAACACCAACUAUUACAUGGCAAAAAGGUGACAAAACAAUUAAACCAUCAAAAUAUUUCCAAAUGGUAAAAGAAGGUGAUAAUUGUAUUUUAAAAAUAUCAGAAGCUUUCCCAGAAGAUGAAGGAGUUUAUACAUGUACAGCCACAAAUCCAGCUGGUACUACUAAAACAUCAGCUAGUUUAAAAGUUGCUGCACCCGAUAAUCAAGAUGUUGCGCCAUCACUCACCCCCAUGAAAGAUGUUAUUGUCCAAGAAGGAAAUCCUGCUCAAUUUAAAACACAAGUAGCUGGAAAACCAAAACCAGCAAUUCAAUGGCUUCGAGAAGGUGUUUUGAUACCAGAAUCACAAGAUUUUCAGACACUUCAAGAAGGCAAUAACGUUGUUUUAUUAAUUGCAACAACUUACGAAGAAGAUUCUGGAGUAUUUACAUGUAGAGCAACAAGUUCCGCUGGACAAGUAGAGACUUCGGCCAGACUCACAGUAAAAAAACGAACUAAAGUAGUACGGCGUACAACAACAAAAACUACAAAUGACACAAAAACAACAUUAGGUAAAAAAGGUACAACUCGCCCAGGAGAUUCGACUGAGGAGGGACCUGGUCUAAAUAAUAUAAGCAAUGUUGAAGAUGAUGAAUUAAGUGAAGAUAUUGAGUUACCUCAAGGAGAUGAAACUUUACCUUGGAGGAUUAAAAAGGCUGAUACAAAUUUUGCACCUUGGAGGAGACAACGAGCAGACGAAAAAAUAUCUAAACAAACAAUAAGCACAACAGAAACAUCAGAAGAGACAUUGCUAAUUGAAGAACGAUCACAAAAACAAAUCGAAAAACUUAAACAAGAAACAAAACCAUGGACUCAAGAGCCAAUAAAGUUAAAACCAACUACACCACAAAAGAAGGAAAUACCUAAAGAAACUUUGGAAGAGGUUUCUUUGAAACCAUCUAAAAUACAAAAAGGUGUAAUUGAAAAAGAAACCUUGGAAACUGUAAAUUUAAAACCAUUCCAGAAAACUAUCGAUGAAACUGUCAUUACAACUCAAGAAGAUAAGGAGGAAGUUAUAUCGGUUGAAGAUUCGGAGUUUUUGAAAAUUAAAAAGGAGACAGAUGAAUUCAGUCAAACUAAAUCAAAACCACAACCACGAAAAAUGAGCCAAGAAACAAAACCAUGGACCGAAGAACCAAUAAAACUGAAACCUGCUACACCUCAACGGAAAGAAAUUCCUAAAGAAACUUUAGAAGAGGUUACUUUGAAACCUUCUAAAAUACAAAAGAGUGUAAUUGACAAAGAAACAUUAGAAACAGUUGACUUAAAACCUUUUAAGAAAACUGUUGAUGAAACAAUUUCUACAACGCUUGAUGAUACAAUAACUCAAACUGGUAGAGAACAAAUUGUUUCAGUGGAAGAUUCUGAAUUUCUGGAAGUUCAAAAAGAAACAGACGAAUUUACAAAAACCAAAACUAGGCCACAACCUCGUAAAAUGAGUCAAGAAGCGAAGCCAUGGACAGAGGAAUCUAUAAAACUGAAACCAGCUACUCCUCAGAAAAAGGAAAUACCGAAGGAAAUAUUAGAGGAAGUUAAAUUGAAACCUUCCAAGAUACAAAAAAGUGUUAUUGAGAAAGAAUCGUUAGAAACUGUGGACUUGAAAUCAUUUAAGAAAACAGUAGAUGAGACUGCAGUUAAUGCGACUCUUGAUGAAACAAUUGUCAAAACUGAUAUGGAACAAUUAAUUUCAGUAGAUGAUUCCGAAAUUUUGAAAGUUCAAGAAGAAACCGAUGAAUUCCAUAAAACUAAGACAAUAUCAAAACCACGUAAAAUGAGCCAAGAAGCCAAACCUUGGACGGAGGAGCCUAUAAAACUGAAACCAGCUACUCCCCAGAAAAAAGAAAUACCUAAGGAAACGCUGGAAGAAGUUAAAUUGAAACCAUCCAAAAUACAAAAGGGUGUUGUUCAAAAAGAAAGUUUAGAAACUGUAGAAUUAAAACCUUUCAAAAAAACUGGCGAUGAGACCACUAUUACAAUGGAUGAGGAAACUACAGUUCAGACCGAUAGAGAACAAGUUGUGUCGGUUGAAGACUCGGAGUUGCUAAAACUUAAAAAAGAGACAGAAGAAUUCACUAAGACUAAAAGCAAACCGCAACCACGUAAAAUGAGCCAGGAAGCAAAACCAUGGACUGAAGAACCUAUAAAAUUGAAACCUGCGACUCCUCAGAAAAAAGAAAUACCAAAAGAAAAAUUAGAAGAAGUGGCAUUAAAACCUUCCAAGAUACAAAAGACAGUGGUAGAAAAAGAAUCAUUAGAAACUGUAGACUUAAAAUCAGUUAAGAAAACGGUAGAAGAAACCGUACCUACAACUCUUGACGAAAUAAUUGUUCAAACUGAUAGGGAACAAAUAGUUUCAGUCGAUGAUUCAGAAUUUCUGAAAAUUGAAAAAGAGACCGACGAAUUCAGUAAAACUAAGGCAAAAACACAACCACGUAAAAUGAGUCAAGAAGCCAAACCUUGGACCGAGGAGCCUAUAAAACUGAAACCAGCUACUCCCCAGAAAAAAGAAAUACCUAAGGAAACGCUGGAAGAAGUUAAAUUGAAACCAUCCAAAAUACAAAAGGGUGUUGUUCAAAAAGAAAGUUUAGAAACUGUGGAAUUAAAACCGUUCAAAAAUAUCGUCGAUGAGACCACUAUUACAACGGAUGAGGAAACUACAGUUCAGACCGAUAGGGAACAAGUUGUAUCGGUUGAAGACUCGGAGUUGCUAAAACUUCAAAAAGAGACAGAUGAAUUCACUAGGACUAAAAGCAAACCACAACCACGUAAAAUGAGUCAAGAAGCAAAACCAUGGACAGAAGAACCAAUAAAACUGAAACCAGCCACUGCCAAGAAAAAAGAAAUACCAAAAGAAACAUUGGAAGAGGUUAAACUGAAACCUUCUAAAACUCAAAAAGGUGUAAUUGAAAAAGAAUCUUUAGAAAUUGUGGAUUUAAAACCUAUUAAAAAAAGUACAGAUCAAAUCGAGGAAGCUAGUGAAAUAGUGUCAGUUGAAGAUUCUGAACUGCUUGAAAUCAAAGAAGAAAUGGACGAAUUGGCAAAACCUAAAACUACACCUAAACCUCAACCACGUAAAAUGAGUCAGGAAACCAAACCCUGGACCGAAGAAGCAAUUAAAUUAAAACCAACAGCCACACAAAAGAAAGAAAUUAAAAAGGAAACUUUAGAAGAUGUGACAUUAAAACCAGUUAAAGCUACUAGUAGCCCUGAAGAAUUAUAUUUGGACGAAAAAAUCUUAGAACCAUCUGAAAAAAUUCCCGACAAAGAUGAGUUGGACACUCCGGUAUCUACGGCACCUUGGAGAAAGCCAAAAGAAGAAAAACCAGCAACAGUUGCACCUUGGAGAAAACCAAAACAAGAUAAACCAGAUCAAGCACAAGACGAUGUUUUGGCACAGUCAGAAAUGGUAGAAGAAAUAAUUACUGAAGUUGAAGAUACAAUCGUUCUUCAAGUUGACAAAUCCACUGAAGAAACAAAUCGUGUACAGCCAAUUGUACCAUGGAGAAGAAAAUCACAACCUACAGAGGAUAAAUCAGAAACAAAAUGGCCAACUGGUAAGAGGAGGCCAAUAGAAGAACAGAAACCCGAAGAGAUCACUCUUAAACCUAUUCCCAAAAAGACACCAGAAGAAAAACCAAAGGAAGAAGUCUCAGGUUCUGUGGAUCUGAAACCGAUACCAAAAGCUAAAGACACGGAAGAGGUUGAAGAAAGGAAGUGGCCAACUGGAAAAAGACGACCGAAAGAAGAAGAAAAACCUGAAGAGAUAACUCUUAAGCCUAUACCUAAAAAGAAACCAGAAGAAAUGCCGAAAGGAGAAGUUCCAGACACAAUAGAUUUGAAACCAAUUCAAAAAACUAAGGAAAUAGAAGAGGUUGAAGAAAAGAAAUGGCCCACGGGUAAGAGAAGGCCGAAAGAAGAAGUGAAACCCGAAGAGAUCACUCUUAAACCUAUUCCUAAAAAGAAAACAGAAGAGAAGCCAAAAGAAGAAGUUCCAGAUACUGUAGAUUUGAAACCAAUACAAAAAACUAAAGAAAUAGAAGAGGUUGAAGAAAAGAAAUGGCCUACGGGCAAAAGAAGACCUAAACAAGAAGAGAAACCUGAAGAGGUUACUCUUAAACCUAUACCCAAAAAGAAACCAGAAGAAAAAUCAAAGGAAGAGGUUCCUGAUUCCGUGGAUCUGAAACCGAUACCAAAAACUAAACAAAUAGAAGAGGUUGAAGAAAAGAAAUGGCCUACUGGUAAGAGAAGAGCAAAAGAAGAAGAGAAACCCGAAGAGGUCACUCUUAAACCUAUUCCUAAAAAGAAACCAGAAGAGAAACCAAAAGAAGAUGUUCCAGAUACUGUAGAUUUGAAGCCAAUACAAAAAACUAAAGAAAUAGAAGAAGUCGAAGAAAAGAAAUGGCCUACGGGCAAAAGAAGGCCUAAACAAGAAGAGAAACCCGAAGAGGUCACUCUUAAACCUAUACCCAAAAAGAAACCAGAAGAAAAACCGAAGGAAGUGGUUCCUGAUUCCGUGGAUCUGAAACCGAUAUCAAAAACUAAAGAAAUAGAAGAAGUUGAAGAAAAGAAAUGGCCCACGGGCAAGAGAAGGCCGAAGCAAGAAGAAAAACCUGAAGAGAUCACUCUUAAACCUAUUCCUAAAAAGAAACCAGAAGAGAAGCCAAAAGAAGAAGUUUUAGAUACUGUAGAUUUGAAACCAAUACAAAAAAGUAAAGAAAUAGAAGAGGUUGAAGAAAAGAAAUGGCCUACGGGCAAAAGAAGACCUAAACAAGAAGAGAAACCCGAAGAAGUCACUCUUAAACCUAUUCCCAGAAAGAAACCAGAAGAGAAACCAAAAGAAGAAGUUCCAGAUACUGUAGAUUUGAAACCAAUUCAAAAAACUAAAGAAAUAGAAUCAGUUGAAGAAAAGAAAUGGCCUACGGGCAAAAGAAGACCUAAACAAGAAGAGAAACCCGAAGAGGUCACUCUUAAACCUAUACCCACAAAGAAACUAGAAGAAAAACCAAAAGAAGAGGUUCCUGAUUCCGUGGAUCUGAAACCGAUAUCAAAAACUAAAGAAAUAGAAGAAGUUGAAGAAAAGAAAUGGCCUACAGGCAAAAGAAGACCUAAACAAGAAGAGAAACCUGAAGAGGUCACUCUUAAACCUAUACCCAAAAAGAAACCAGAAGAAAAACCGAAGGAAGAGAUUCCUGAUUCCGUGGAUCUGAAACCGAUAUCAAAAACUAAAGAAAUAGAAGAAGUUGAAGAAAAGAAAUGGCCCACGGGCAAGAGAAGGCCAAAGCAAGAAGAAAAACCUGAAGAAGUCACUCUUAAACCUAUUCCUAAAAAGAAACCAGAAGAGAAGCCAAAAGAAGAAGUUCCAGAUACUGUAGAUUUGAAACCAAUACAAAAAACUAAAGAAAUAGAAGAGGUUGAAGAAAAGAAAUGGCCUACAGGCAAAAGAAGACCUAAACAAGAAGAGAAACCUGAAGAGGUCACUCAUAAACCUAUACCCAACAAGAAACCAGAAGAAAAACCGAAGGAAGAGGUUCCUGAUUCCGUGGAUCUGAAACCGAUAUCAAAAACUAAAGAAAUAGAAGAAGUUGAAGAAAAGAAAUGGCCCACGGGCAAGAGAAGGCCAAAGCAAGAAGAAAAACCUGAAGAAGUCACUCUUAAACCUAUUCCUAAAAAGAAACCAGAAGAGAAGCCAAAAGAAGAAGUUCCAGAUACUGUAGAUUUGAAACCAAUACAAAAAUCUAAAGAAAUAGAAGAGAUUGAAGAAAAGAAAUGGCCUUCUGGUAAGAGAAGACCUAAACAAGAAGAGAAACCUGAAGAGGUUACUCUUAAACCUAUACCUAAAAAUAAAACAGAAGAAAAACCAGUUGAAAUUGAAGAUGUUCCCGAAAUUCAAAAUGAGGAAGUAGAUAAUGUGAAAUCAGAUUCCGUAAUUAUUUUACAGGAAAAGAAAGUAGUUCGGAAGAGUAUAAUGAAAACUCCAAGCACAGAAACAGUUGAAGAUGAAAGUCAAACAACACAGGCUACCCAAAGUAUUAAAAUUGACUCUAAGAAAAAAGUUAAAAAACGAGUUGUUUUUGAUAAUGAUCAACCUUUGGGUGACUUAGAAAUAGUUUCAGAGAAAAAAUCUAAAGUUAAACCGGAAACUGUUUCCAGUAAAACUAAAGAAACAACUUCCACGUUGCUGGUAGAAAUUAAAGAACAAAAGAAAGUUAAAAAAUCUAAAGCACCACGAUUUAUCCAAAGGCUUCAACCAGUUACUGGUGAACUAAAUCAACCAGUCAAAUUCGUAUGUGAAGUGGAGGGAACGCCAUUCCCUGAAAUAUCUUGGUUCAAAAACGAAGUGGAGCUUCAUGCUAGCGAGCACGUACAAAUGUCUGUAGUAGAAAAUACAGUAACUUUAGAAAUAGCUGAAGUGAAACCUCAAGAUGUAUCAAUGUAUUCAUGCCGUGCUACAAAUAGUGCCGGAGUAGCUACAUCUACAGCAAACCUUAUAAUUUUAGAAAAAGAAGAUGGAAUUGCUCCUCAUUUCACAUUAUCACUUAAACCACAAAUUGCUGAAGAGCACACAACAACGCAACUCGAAUGUUACGUGGUAGGACAACCUACACCUGUUGUAAAAUGGUUUAAAGGAAACGAUGAAAUACAACCAGAUGAUAAGACUGUAACUCAAUACAAUCCAGAAACUGGUCACGCUGUAUUAGAAAUCGAAGAGGUAACUAAAGAAGAUACAUCAAUAUUCCGGGUGUGUGCUGAAAAUAAGUUUGGCAGAGCAGAGAGUCGAGCAAAUUUGAUUGUUCAAGAAAUGAAAAUGCCAACACUUCAUCAUGUGAAGAAAACAUUAAAAAUAAUUAAGCCUCUAAAGGCAGUAGUAACCAGAAACACAGAGCCAAUUGUUUUAGAGGCAGAAUUUGAAGCCAUACCUGAGGCUAAAGUUAAGUGGCAUCGUAAUAAUAAAGAAAUCAAGCCAUCAGAAGACAUUAAAAUUGAAAUAACUGAAAAUACUACAAAAUUAGUAAUAUCAGAAAAAGUCAAGCAAAAAACUGGAAGAUACGAAUUGCGCGUUGAAAAUGAAGUUGGUGAGGCUCGAACGUCUGCAUCUGUAGCCAUUACAGAGGAAGAAACAACAGAAAGUAGACCACCUAGAUUUAUUAAACCUAUUGAACCUCAAAUAGUUACCGAAGGAGAAGUCGUAAUUAUCGAGGCAAUUGUUGACGCAUACCCAACUGCUACAUUCCAAUGGUACCAAGAAAAUGUUCCUAUUAAAUCUAGUAACGAAAUACGAAUUGCUACAGACAAUAAUAAAUCUAUAUUAUACAUACCAGACAUCCCCAUAGAAUUUGCUGGAAAUUACACAUGCAGAGCAGAAAAUGUCGCUGGAUCUGUCACAUGUACAGCUAAUAUAAAUAUUUUAGAAGAAGAAGAUUGGCAAGAACCAAAGGAAUUACUAUCGCCAAGAUUUGUAAAACAAGUAUCGCCAGUCCGUGUAAUGGAUGGUGAAAAAGUUACAUUUACUUGUAAAGUAGUUGGGAAACCAGUUCCAAAAGUUGAAUGGAGGCAUAAUGAUCGACCAAUUAAGGAAGCACAAGGUGUCAUAGUAUCUCAAGAUAUGGAAGGUGUUUGCUUCUUGGCUAUUACAGAAGUGUUUCCAGAAGAUGCAGGAAACUAUACAUGUAUUGCAACCAAUAAAGUUGGAGAAGCUAUUUGUACUACAAACCUGGUUGUAGAAGCUUAUGAAUAUGUUCCUGACUCCGAAAUUGGAUUAACAACAACAGCAGCCAGUGGAUCAGAAGAAGAUUUGUUAAAGGAUGCUCCAGAAUUACCACUAGACAGUGAUAAUGAAUGUGCUCCUAAAAUUGUUAAGAAAUUGCCUGAAGUUAUCACUACACAAGACGGUGAUGUUAUUAGGCUUGAGGUAAAAGCUGAAGGUAAACCUAAACCUGAAGGUAAAUGGAUUAAACAAGAUGUUGAAAUUAUACCAUCAGAAGGAUUUAUUAUUGAAAACUUUGAGGAUGGUACUUCAGUAUUAACCAUUACAGAAGUUUAUCCAGAUGAUACUGGUGAAAUCACAUUUGAAGCUUUUAAUCCUCUAGGUGUAGCUAUUACCACAACUGAAUUAUCCGUAGAAGGUAUUGUUGGAACAAAAGAAUAUAGAAAGCCAGAAUGGGUAACACACAUGGAAGAAUUGCAAGCAAUAUUAAAAGCAUCACAAAGUGUACCCACUUUUGUACAAGAAUUUACUGAUAUUCGAGCCAGAGAAGAAGAAACGAUAUGUUUCGAAUGUCAAUUUUCUGGUACUCCAACACCUGAUGUUGUAUGGUAUAAAGACGAUAAACUAGUAAGAAAUACCGAAACUCUUAAAAUUCGUAUAAAAGAUAAUAAAACUUCAUUGACAAUAACGAAUGUUAAACUUGAAGAUGUGGGAGUAUACGCUUGUAAAGUUACCAGUGAUAUUGGAGUGGCCGUUACAAAAGCAAAACUACAUGUACAAGAACUUUAUCACGAAGAAAAAGAAAAAUUAAAAAUAAAACAAGCCGCAGAGAAGAAAGAGAAACUAUUAUUAGAGAAAGCUAAAUUAGACAAAAAACGAGCAGAACGAAAAAUUCGCAAAUCGUCUAUAACAACAGAACAAGUAACUUUAAAAGAAACAGCCACUGUUAGUGAGGUAACUGUAACAGAACAAACAAAGGAAAUAUCUAAAUUGCCUGACAAGCGCCAAGCUGAACAGAUUUUACCCAUAUUAGAGCCGGUUGUUACAGAAGCUAUUGCUUCUUGUAAGAAGAUUGACGAAAAAGUACAAGAAAGUAUUGAAGAAAAAGCCGAACAUAUUAUUUCACCAGUUGAGCCAGUGACUGUAUCUGAAACAACAGUUGAAGAUAAGGUAGAGGAAUUAAAAGAAACUAAAGUCACAAAGGCUUCUGCUACAAUUACACAAGAAAGUUUACAAAAAGCAGAAGUAACGGUAACAAAUGUGAAAGAAGUUAUUGAAAAAGUAAAACAAGUGAAAAAGAAACAAAAACGAAUGGAAAAGGAAGUUGAGGAAGUUCUUGAAUUUGUUAAAGCUAAAGAAUUAGGACCUGGUGAAUUACCAGUACGUGAAUUAGCAGAAAUUGGUUUUCUUGUUCGACAUGGUAUUACUGUGAAAGAAGUAACUGUACUGUAUGAUGCAGAUAAAUUCCCAGCCUUGCGUAAACCAGAAUCACAAUCAGCUUUAGUUAAUUUAGUUGAGCGUCAAGGAUAUGGAACAUUAAUAUCAGAAGUAUUAACAGAAGAAACUACUUUGGAUGAAAAUGUAGCAGCAACUGUUGGAUUUAGAGCAUUUAUGAGAAUGGUCGAUUUGAAACAUGCAACAGUUGAAGAAGUUAUCACAAACUUUGCACCAGAAGAUUUCCAAACACAUCCAUGGGAAUAUAAAGAAGCAAAGGAAGUCAUGUCUCAAUUAGUUGAAGAUUUACAAACAGUUAAGAAAACUGAAGUUAAAACAUUUAUCAGUGAUAAGAAGGUAAAAGAAGUGUCGGAAAAAAUUGAGAUUAAAGAAGCAAUUGAACAAGAAGAGACAAAAACUGCAAAACGCACAAACUUACAAACAACAAUUGAAAAAACACAGUCAAGCCAACAUCAAGGUAUACAAAUUACUGAAUUACUUGAUGACGAACAAAUUGAUCAAAAACAAAGCUCUAUCAAAGAAACAUCGUUUGGAAUUGUAACUCAACCCAUUGAAGAAUCACCCAAAAUUGAAUCGAAAGAAGAAUCAGAAAACGAAGAUGAAGAAACUUUAAUUGUUGAUACAGUAACAAAGAAAAUUGUUAGUCAGCAGAAAAAGCCAAAGCAAAAAAAGAUUAAAAAAGAAAAAUUAGUAAAAGAAUCAGAGGAAAAAGUAGAAAUUGUUGAGAUUGACGAUGGGCAGAAGAUGGUUAAAAAAUUGAAGUUAAAACCACAAAGGCCAGAGACAGGCGAAGAAAUUAUUGAUGAAGAGUAUUUAGAAGAUAUUAAAUCAAGUAAACCAACUCUUGAAAAAACACAACCUAUCAAUUCUUCUAUAUUGUCAUCUGAAGUAAUUCCAUUAAUUGAAGUGCCACAAAUUGAAACCAAAACUACUGAACCAAAACAAAUUAAAAUUAGUUUGAUGCCACACUCAGCUUUAUCCAACACAGAAACUACAACAGAAGAAAAAGAAAUUGAUUCAAUAGAGACUAAACCAAAAGAAACUAAAGCUAAGUCCACGAUAGAUACAGUAGAAUCGUAUCAAGUAACAGAAACAAAUAUUCAAGCAACUUGUACUGAAUAUGAAGGUCGUAUGAAACCAACUUUAUAUGAAGCACAACAAUCUCUUAUACCUAAAGAAGGGCUUAUUGUAAAUGAAAUUGAAGUUGGUCAACCUGUGACUGAUAUUUUAGACAGUUCCGUUUCAAAAUCUCAAGCAACAUUAUCCUUGUCGUUACAAGAAGCGACCAAUGUCUCUGAAAUAGAAACAUCGUUAAAAGAAGGUGACUUUACAAGGGAAAAAUUACCCAAAACCACAACUGCUCAAAGAAUAAUUAGCACACAAGAAAGUAUAAGUGUUUAUGAAGUAAAUGAAGGGUUAUCAGAAGAUACAUAUGAUGGGAAAUUAAAAACGGUACCUGUAAAACCUAAAGUCAACAUAUCUACAAAAGAACCCGUAGAAGUAAGUGAGGUAUUUACUGAAACAAAACCAGAUAAAUAUUAUCCAGAAUUGAUUGUUGCUACGGAAGUAGCAAAUGAAUCAUUUAUACCACAAAAACAAAUCCAAACAGAGGAAAUAAAUGUUCCUGAAACUGAAGGUAUAUAUUCGUCUGAACGUUUACCACCAUUCCAAAAUGCAACACUUGAUAUUACAUCUGGUGAAAGUUUAAUAGUAGAAAUGCAGAACGUACAAGAAAAAGAAAAUAUCUUCGAAAAAGGACGUAGCCCAAAUGUAAUGAAUGCUACCGAAAAUAUAACAUGCGUAGAAGGAGUAAUAAUAAGUGCAGUGGAUUCACAAAUGCCACAAAGCGAUAUGAAUAUUGAAUAUAAAGAAGAAAGGCAAGCAAAUAUUGAAAUAACAAAUCUAGAAAGUGCUAUGUCAUCAAUAACAAUCGUGUCCGAAAAAGAAACUCCAUUGAUAACUGACGAUAAACCAUCUACAAAAGUAGCCGUACCAUCAGUUACUUGUUUAGAAACAUCAAAUGUAUCUUCAAUUGACAUUCAAGAAUCCGAAUCAAAUUUAAUAGAUACAGAGAAACCAAAGAAAGCUGUUGCAGACAUGAAGUUCAGCCCUGAAGAACCUAUUUCUGUGCUUGAAGUGCAAACAUUAGAUACACCUAUUUACAAACUUGAUACAUUAAAAUAUAGAACUGACGAGGCCAAAACUAUUUUACAAAGUAAUGAAGCAAAAGAAAUAUCUUUUGUAGAUGUUCACGAUAAAGAAUCUUCUUUUGUUGCCAAAGAAAUUCCAAUCGCUUUAAAUAUAUCAAAUGUAUUUGAAACUCAACAAUCUACAUCUGGCUAUAUGACGCAACCCAUUGAAUUAGAAGGAUCGCUAGAACCAUUUGACAGACCUGAAACGCAUGUUUCUAAAUGCACACCUACGCAUGUUCUACCAACUGUGCAAGUAGAAGAAAAACAACAUGAAAUUACUACGGGGUCUAUACCAAAAGACGAACUAAAAACAGUUACUGCAAAUGUUAGUUCAAAUACAUUGGAAGAGACCACAGUAGAACAAGUUUUUACAACUGAAAGUGUUGGACUUUAUACCGAAAUUGAGAAAAUAAAAGAAAAAACAGCGGAUGUCAUGCUUAGUCCGAGAGAAUUCAUUACAAUUACUGAAGUUACUGCAGACAAUAAAGAAGGGAUCUAUAAACCACAAGAUUCCCCGAUAUGCUAUAAAGCUACGCCAGAGUUUUCUUUACAAAAAUUAGCUAUCAAAUCUUUAACAGAAACACACAUGGAUACUACUCCAAUUGACGAACCAAAAAUUUUAACCGGUCAGGCGAAAUCUACUCAUACAACAGUUGAUAGCAUACAAGUUUCAGAACAAAAUGUAAUUGAAAAGGAGUCAGCUCAUAUAUCAAACCCAUUGCCAGAUACAAAACAAGCUAAUAUGGAAAUUGACACUGAUAUACCAAGUUUAUGUGUAUCACAAGCUAUUGUCCAUGAAUCUGAAAAAGAAUAUGUCAAAGAUAAAUCGCCUGAAAAGUUAAGUGCUAUACCAAUCAUACCAACUCAAGAUGUUGUUGUCAUAUCAGAAAAUACAGCUAUACGUAAUGCUCCCGAUUUGUUAUUAGAACAACCAGUUACUGGAAAAGCCAAAUCUGAAAAUUUACCUCAUCAAGAAUUGAUUGUUACAGAAGCAAAUGUUGCGGAUACAGAAAAAUUGCUAGAAUCUUAUAAAUUGCCAGAAGAAAAAGUAGCAGAAGUAACUGUGAAGCCGGAAAAAAGUAUAAAUAUAACAGAAGUAAUAACCAAUUACAAAGAAGAAUAUUUAGGUAAUUUAGAAAUACCAACAGAAAAAACUGCAACAGUUGAUAUAAUUGAAAAAAAUGUUAUUUUACAACAAGAAAUUGUAAGUGGUAUUAAUGUUGGUGCAUUUGAAAAGCCGUUUGUAAAAGAAGAACUAGCAUAUGCCAAGACUGAUGGUCUUGAAUGUGCAUUAAGCAGCGAAAUUACAGCUAAUGAAAAUGAGGACACAUUUCAAAAACCGAUCCAACCAGAUCACAAACAGGCGGAUGUAAACUUUGAAAUAGGAAAAAGUAUUAAUAUUACAGAAAUUGUUUCAAAUUUUUCUGAACAACCACUAUCCGAUAGUACUGUACCCAAACAAUACGUAGCAACCCCCUCUUUUGAUUCUCAAAAUGUUGCACAGAAAUUAGAAGUUGUUUCAGAUUUUAGUGUACAAGAUUUUUCGAACGUAGUACAUAAUUCAGUUAAGGCAAAUCUUGAAACGUUACCUUACGAAACUUUUAUACAAAGUCAAACUGUAACACAAGAAAAAGAAGGGCAAUAUUUCCCAAGUGCAAAACCAGACUCUAAAACGGCUGAAUCGAAUUUAGAAUUGGGUGAAAGUGUUUCUGUGACAACUAUUUUAGCUACGGAAAAAGAAUCAAUUCUUGAAGAAAUUGCCCCUGAUGCAAAAAUUGCUCAACCGGAAAUUCUAAGCUUUGAAGCACUGGGACAAACAAGUGUUUUUGUACAAAAUACAGUUAAUGAAUUAGAAGAAAUAUCACCUAAAACCGCAUUAGGUCACUUAGAACAAAUUCCAUUUACAAGUUUAUCAAGUACCAUGACAGAAGUAAAUGAGAAAGAGGGUAUAUUUAAAGAUGUAGCACCUGAUUAUAAAAUAGCCGAACAAACAUUUAAAGAAGCUUCGUCGUUAGUAGUAUCUGAAGUAAUUACUGAUGACAAAGAAAAAGAAUACAUUACAAAAAAACCUGAAGAUAUGAAAAAUGCCAAAUUUGAUAUUGAAGGACAAAAAGUUGCUGCGAAAACUGAAAUAAUACCAGAAUAUUUAACAGGAGCGCUUACACAGAAAUCUGUUUUAGAAAAACAACACGCUCAAGCAUUGCACUCUACAUUCGAAAGUGUGAUUAACAUAGAGACUAUUGCAAAUGAAAACGAACAACUUUUAGAUGAAAAACAAAAACCCAUAGCUCAGAUACCACAUAUGAAAAUCGAUGGUGAUCAAACUGUAGAAAUAACCGAAAUCACAUUAGGUGAAUCUGAAAAACAAUUUGUGUCUCCAUUUCAGCCCUUAGAGCAAUUUGCAUCCAGAGAUAUUGUCAGUCAAGAAACAACAAAACAAUCCGAAAUUAUUCCACACGACAGUGUAUCAGAAUAUAUACCAGAUUUAGUAACAACUUCAACUGCACUUUUAAACCAGAUACCAUUUGAAAGUAUAAUAAAUACAGAAGCUAUUACAAUUGAAUCAGAAAAGAAGAUAGACGAGAAAAGUCCAUUAGACGUGAAAACUGCGGGAAUUGCCAUAGAAUCAAAAUACAGUUUAGAAGUGACAACAGUACAUUCCCAAGAUAGUGAACGACUGUUACCAGCCGAAACAAAACCAUCUGAUAAGCAAGCCAUACCAAUUAUUUCAGGGCAUGAAAUUGCCUUGCAAUCAGAAAUAUUUUCAGAAAUGGCACCAGGUUCACUUAAAAUCGAAGCACCAGAACAAACUCAUGCACAAAAAAAUCAAGAACCUUAUAAAACAACAGUAAAUGUAGAAGCAGUUGCGGCUGAGGUAGAAGGAAUUCUAGAAGAACAAGCCGCACCGCAAAAGCACACGGCUAAUUUUGAAGUUCAGCCAGGUCAAGGCAUUUUCAUUUCCGAAGUAACAUUAGCAGACCAAAUUUCUCAGUUAAUACUCACUAACUCACCAAAACAUCAAAAAGCACAUUCUGACAUAGAUGCAGGCCAUGAAAUUGUACAACAAACUCAAAUACAAGCAGAGUUUGACAUUACUACAUUACCGCAAACUACACAAACUCCUGUUACUGCCACUGAAGGUCAAGAAACACUAACUAGCAUUAUUAUUUCAGAACAUCGGCCAGAAGAGCAUGGUGAUGAAUUUGUAGGUAAAUUUGAGCCUGCUCAGAAAAAGGCAAACGUAAGUAUGGAAGAAGGUAAAAAAGUGCAAGUAAUAUCAGAAGUUACCUUACAAAGUAAAGAAGGAAAUGUUGGUCCAAUGCAAUUACCCGAAAAAAAAGAAGCAAUGUUGAAUGUUACAGGAUUAGAAGUAGCCGAACGUACAACAAUUGAAGCAGACUAUCAUGUAGGCGAUUUAAGUAAAUUGGAUAUUAAAAAAGCUUCGGCAAAUAUAAAGCAGUCAGUUUUUGAAGGAGUAGUGGCUACAAAACCUGAUGUACAAGAAAAAGAAAAUGAUUUCAAACCAAAUUUAAAACUUGUUACUCAAACUGCUGACAUUAAAAUAGAAGAGCAAAAAGGUAUACAUGUUUUCCAAGUUAAACCAGAAGAAAGUGAAUCAAAUAUGAAAAUAACUGAAAAGCCGGCUGAACAACAUGCCCAACCCUCUUAUACAAUUAAUAAUCAAAUUGCUCAGAAGAGUGAAAUUAUUCCAGAUUUUCAAUUAAAUACUUUUGAAGUAGGGCAGACUGAUUUAAAACAAGCAAAUUUAAGUCAAGACCUACUACAAUCGACUUCUGUGGAGCAAAUCACCGUUGCAGAAUCUGAAAAAACUUUCAGUGAAAAAUUCACAGCAUCCACUACAAAUGCAACAAUUUCUCUUGAUGAAGUUAAAAGCAUAAUAGUAACGGAAGUAAACACUAAUCAAAAAGAAGAAACUCUAGAAAACCGACCUUAUUUAAAUACUGCAAAAGCGAGUCCAAAUAUUACAGGUCAGGAAGUUGCACAAUCAUUGGAAGUUCUUCCUGAAAAUAUAACAGCAGACCUAUUGACUGAAAAGGCGUUAGAAAGGAAAGCAGAACCGACUCAUGUAUUACUUGAAAGUAUUUUUCAAGUUGAAUUGAAUAUUUCCGAAAAAGAAAAAGAUUUUACAGUUGAAAAAUCAGAUAAUACAAAAAAAGCGGAAACAGUCUUUAGUAUAGGCAAAAGUUUAAAUAUUACCGAAACAAUCCCUGAAGAUAAAGAGGGUAAUCUACUAAGCGAACAAACGCCGUCUACACAAUCAGGCACAACAUCAAUUGUAAGUAAUUUAUAUUUGCAACAAAGUGAAAUUAUUACACAGGAUGGUGUUGAAAACUUCGAUGAAGUUUCAAAACCUAAAGAACUAGCUGUAAUCGGAUUGAAUUUAAAUGAGGGUGUCAUUGUUUCUCAAAGUUUAAUUACUGAGAAAGAGGAUAGUUACGACAAAGUAUUAGCUAUUGAUAAAAAGUCAGCCACAAUUGAUUUUGAAGAACAAAAAACUGUAAGCAUAUCAGAAACUGUCACUCAUGAAAGUGAACAAAUAUUACCCGACCAGAAGAAACCACAAGAAAGUAAAGCACUACCUGAAAUUGAAGGUAGAAAAAUAGCCGAAAAAACCGAAACAUUACCAAUUAUAUCAACGGGAGAUUUAGAAACCUUGGAAAGAUCAUUCGUUCAAGCCGAAAAGUCUCAAAUUCCACUGGAACCCGUAACUAUAACACAAGCGAGCAUUCAAGAAAAUGAACAGGAAUUUAAAGAUUCAUUUAAACCAGCUACUAAAGUUGCGGGAGUGAAUAUGGAAGAGGCAAAACGUAGUGCAUUAGUGACAGAAGUCUUAACUGAAAUGAAAGAAAACCAAUUUAUUGAUUCCGAAGUGAAAAGUUUCAAUGCAGAAGCUGAAAUUGAUAGUACUCAAGCAUUAGAACAAACCGUAAUUGUAACAACACAAACAGCAAGUCCAUUUGAUAAAAAAACUAAUUUUGACAAAAAGAAAGCCAAUGUUAGCUAUGAUGAAAUGCAUGAAUUGAAUAUUUCUGAAACUAUUGCCACCGAUUCAGAAAACAUUUUAGAUAUUAAUAAAAAACCACAAGAAAGUACUGCUACUUCAUCAAUAAGACCUUUUGAAGUUGUAGAGAAAUCAGAAGUAAUUCCACACAUGAGUACAGAGGAUCUGGAAAAUUUACAGACAACUACAAAACAAGCAACUAAAUUGCAUUCACAACACGAAUAUGUUAUGGUAACAGAAACAAACAUACGUGAAAAAGAAGGAAUGUUUGACAAAAAAUUUAAACCAGAUACUAAAAAUGUCUCAAUAAAUAUCGAAAGCAGAAAUCAAGGAUUUAUGGUUACGGAAAUUUGUAGCGAAAUGCAAGAACAAUCUUUUGAAAAGGCACAAUUACCAGGAAGUGCAACAGUAAAUAUGGAAAUAGAUAGUCUAGAAGCAAUAGAAGAAUCGAUUGUGAUGCCAUCGGAUUCUAUAAUUGAUAUACAUGAAACUUUACCAACUAUGAAGCUGGCUAAAACCGAACAAAAACCAUUUGAACCCUUAAUUCAAUCAGAAGUAUUGGUUGAAGAAAAAGAAGAUGUUCUCUUAACUCAAACGAAAAGAAAGUAUUCCCAAGCUGAAAUUCAAUUCUCAACAAAAUCAAGUAUUUCCAUAAGAGAAAAUGAACUACAAGAAACUCAUAAAGACUUUACAGUACAGAAAAUAACGAAAGAACAAGCUGCACCCAGUUUUACGCCAAGCCAAGCACUACUCGAAUCUGAAGUUUGUACCACUGAAAACGCUGAUUCAAUGGCUCAAAUGCAAAUAACAUAUGAUUCAGCAACAACAACAAUGAAUAUGAAACCAAAUAAUGAGUUAGUUGUGACUGAAUUGCAAACAGGGGAGCAAAUUGGUUCACAAGUUCCUGAAUUCAAAACACCAGAGGCAAAAAUCGGCAAAUCCACCAUUGAGAAAAUUGAAACGAAUUUACAAACAACUGAAAUUUUACUUCAAGAAUCCGAAGAUAUACAAGAAUCCAUAAAAUAUACACAAUUACCUGAAAAACACGCAAACACCACACUCACACUACACCAACCAAUUACAAUACACGAAAUACAAACCGCAGAAGCCGAAGACACACUUAAAACAGUAGAAAAUAUUAUAAAGCAAAAAACACAAGAGCCCUCGGUAAGUAUUCAUAACCAAGACAUUGCAAAUACAAAUGAAUAUCCUAAAAACACCACAAUAGCAGCAAAAAUUGAUGAAAGUGGUGAAACAAGAAGAAAAACUAUUAAAAAGAAAGUAAUCAAAAAACAAGUUGAUGGUAAACCAGAAGUAAUUGAAAUAACAACUGUUCAAGAAGAUGACAAGCAACCUGAAACAACGGUUCACGUUGAAACAUUUGAUGAUGAAUCAAUGGAGCCGUUUGAACAGCCACAAGAGCCAAAACUUUUGGUCGAAGAAUUGCCUGAAGAAGUAAAAGUCAUAGAAACUGUUUCUGAAGAAGGAAAACCUCGCAAGAAGGUUGUCAAGAAGCGAGUUAUUAAAAAGCAAGUUGGUGGUAAAAAGGAAGUUACUGAAAUCACAACAGUUCAAGAAGAUGACAGAAAACCUGAAACAACUGUUCACGUUGAAACAUUUGACGAUGAAUCAACGGAGCCGUUAGAACAGCUUGAACAGCCACAGAAACCAAAACUUCUAGUACAGGAAUUGCCCGAAGAAGUGAAAGUGAUAGAAACUGUUUCUGAAGAAGGCAAACCACGCAAAAAAAUUGUUAAGAAGCGGGUUAUUAAAAAACGAGUAGGAGGUAAACAGGAAGUAACUGAAAUCACUACUGUUCAAGAAGAUGACAGAAAACCUGAAACUACUGUUCACGUGGAAACAUUUGAUGAUGAAUCAACGGAGCCGUUAGAACAGUCGCAAGAGCCAAAACUUUUGGUCGAAGAAUUGCCUGAAGAGGUAAAAGUCAUAGAAACUGUUUCUGAAGUAGGCAAAUCUCGCAAGAAGGUUGUCAAGAAGCGAGUUAUUAGAAAGCAAGUUGGUGGUAAAAAGGAAGUUACUGAAAUCACAACAGUUCAAGAAGAUGACAGAAAACCUGAAACAACUGUUCACGUUGAAACAUUUGAUGACGAAUCAACAGAGCCGUUAGAACAGCCACAAGAGCCAAAACUUUUGGUCGAAGAAUUGCCUGAAGAAGUAAAAGUCAUUGAAACUGUUUCUGAAGAAGGAAAACCUCGCAAGAAGGUUGUCAAGAAGCGAGUUAUUAGAAAGCAAGUUGGUGGUAAAAAGGAAGUUACUGAAAUCACAACAGUUCAAGAAGAUGACAGAAAACCUGAAACAACUGUUCACGUUGAAACAUUUGACGAUGAAUCAACGGAGCCGUUAGAACAGCUUGAACAGCCACAGAAACCAAAACUUCUAGUACAAGAAUUGCCCGAAGAAGUGAAAGUGAUAGAAACUGUUUCUGAAGAAGGCAAACCACGCAAAAAAAUUGUUAAGAAGCGGGUUAUUAAAAAGCGAGUAGGAGGUAAACAGGAAGUAACUGAAAUCACUACUGUUCAAGAAGACGACAGAAAACCCGAAACAACUGUUCACGUUGAAACAUUUGAUGACGAAUCAACAGAGUGGUUAGAACAGUCACAAGAGCCAAUACUUUUGGUCGAAGAAUUGCCUGAAGAAGUAAAAUUCAUAGAAACUGUUUCUGAAGAAGGAAAAACUCGCAAGAAGGUUGUCAAGAAGCGAGUUAUUAAAAAGCAAGUGGGUGGUAAAAAGGAAGUUACUGAAAUCACAACAGUUCAAGAAGAUGACAGAAAACCUGAAACUACUGUUCACGUGGAAACAUUUGAUGAUGAAUCAACGGAGCCGUUAGAACAGUCGCAAGAGCCAAAACUUUUGGUCGAAGAAUUGCCUGUAGAGGUAAAAGUUAUAGAAACUGUUUCUGAAGAAGGAAAACCUCACAAGAAGGUUGUCAAGAAGCGAGUUAUUAAAAAGCAAGUUGGUGGUAAAAAGGAAGUUACUGAAAUCACAACAGUUCAAGAAGAUGACAGAAAACCUGAAACAACUGUUCACGUUGAAACAUUUGACGAUGAAUCAACGGAGCCGUUAGAACAGCUUGAACAGCCACAGAAACCAAAACUUCUAGUACAAGAAUUGCCCGAAGAAGUGAAAGUGAUAGAAACUGUUUCUGAAGAAGGCAAACCACGCAAAAAAAUUGUUAAGAAGCGGGUUAUUAAAAAGCGAGUAGGAGGUAAACAGGAAGUAACUGAAAUCAAUACUGUUCAAGAAGACGACAGAAAACCCGAAACAACUGUUCACGUUGAAACAUUUGAUGCUGAAUCAACAGAGCCGUUAGAACAGCCACAAGAGCCGAAACUCCUAGUAGAAGAAUUGCCUGAAGAAGUAAAAGUCAUAGAAACUGUUUCUGAAGAAGGCAAACCACGCAAAAAGGUUGUUAAAAAGCGUGUUAUCAAAAACCAUGUUGGUGGUAAACAGGAAGUAACUGAGAUCACUACUGUUCAAGAAGACGACGGAAAACCCGAAACAACUGUUCACGUUGAAACAUUCGAUGAUGAAUCAACGGAGCCGUUAGAACAGCUUGAACAACCACGGAAACCAAAACUUUUAGUACAAGAGUUGCCCGAAGAAGUGAAAGUCAUAAAAACUGUUACUAAAGAAGGCAAAACACGCAAAAAAAUUGUUAAAAAGCGGGUUAUUAAAAAGCGAGUAGGAGGUAAACAGGAAGUAACUGAAAUCACUACUGUUCAAGAAGACGAUCAAAAUCCCGAAACAACUGUUCACGUUGAAACAUUUGAUGAUGAAUCAACGGAGCCGUUUGAACAGCCACAAGAGCCAAAACUCCUAGUAGAAGAAUUGCCUGAAGAAGUAAAAGUAAUAGAAACGAUUUCUGAUGAAGGAAAACCUCGCAAGAAGGUAAUUAAGAAGCGAGUCAUCAAAAAGCGAGUUGGAGGUAAACAGGAAGUAACUGAAAUCACUACUGUUCAAGAAGACGAUCAAUCUCCCGAAACAACUGUUCACGUUGAAACAUUUGAUGAUGAAUCAACGGAACCAUUAGAACAUCUCGAACAACCGCAAAAACCAAAACUUCUUGUAGAGGAAUUACCUGAAGAAGUCAAAGUCACAGAAACAAUUUCUGAAGAAGGCAAACCACGCAAAAAAAUUGUUAAAAAGCGGGUUAUUAAAAAGCGAGUAGGAGGUAGACAGCAAGUAACUGAAAUCACUACUGUUCAAGAAGACGAUCAAUCUCCCGAAACAACUGUUCACGUUGAAACAUUUGAUGAUGAAUCAACGGAGCCAUUAGAACUGCCACAAGAGCCGAAACUCCUAGUAGAAGAAUUGCCUGAAGAAGUAAAAGUAAUAGAAACGAUUUCUGAUGAAGGAAAACCUCGCAAGAAAGUAAUUAAGAAGCGAGUCAUAAAAAAGCGAGUUGGAGGUAAACAGGAAGUAACUGAAAUUACAACAGUUCAACAAGACGACAAAAAACCCGAAACAACUGUUCACGUUGAAACAUUUGAUGAUGAAUCAACGGAACCAUUAGAACAGCUCGAACAACCGCAAAAACCAAAACUUCUUGUAGAGGAAUUACCUGAAGAAGUCAAAGUCACAGAAACAAUUUCUGAAGAAGGCAAACCACGCAAAAAAAUUGUUAAAAAACGGGUUAUUAAAAAGCGAGUAGGAGGUAGACAGCAAGUAACUGAAAUCACUACUGUUCAAGAAGACGAUCAAUCUCCCGAAACAACUGUUCACGUUGAAACAUUUGAUGAUGAAUCAACGGAGCCAUUAGAACUGCCACAAGAGCCGAAACUCCUAGUAGAAGAAUUGCCUGAAGAAGUAAAAGUAAUAGAAACGAUUUCUGAUGAAGGAAAACCUCGCAAGAAGGUAAUUAAGAAGCGAGUCAUCAAAAAGCGAGUUGGAGGUAAACAGGAAGUAACUGAAAUCACAACAGUUCAACAAGACGACAAAAAACCCGAAACAACUGUUCACGUUGAAACAUUUGAUGAUGAAUCAACGGAACCAUUAGAACAGCUCGAACAACCGCAAAAACCAAAACUUCUUGUAGAGGAAUUACCUGAAGAAGUCAAAGUCACAGAAACAAUUUCUGAAGAAGGCAAACCACGCAAAAAAAUUGUUAAAAAGCGGGUUAUUAAAAAGCGAGUAGGAGGUAAACAGGAAGUAACUGAAAUCACUACUGUUCAAGAAGACGAUAAAAAUCCCGAAACAACUGUUCACGUUGAAAUAUUUGAUGAUGAAUCAACGGAGCCGUUAGAAGAGCCACAAGAGCCAAAACUCCUAGUAGAAGAAUUGCCUGAAGAAGUAAAAGUAAUAGAAACGAUUUCUGAUGAAGGAAAACCUCGCAAGAAGGUAAUUAAGAAGCGAGUCAUCAAAAAGCGAGUUGGAGGUAAACAGGAAGUAACUGAAAUCACAACAGUUCAACAAGACGACAAAAAACCCGAAACAACUGAUCACGUUGAAACAUUUGAUGAUGAAUCAACGGAACCAUUAGCACAGCUCGAACAACCGCAAAAACCAAAACUUCUUGUAGAGGAAUUACCUGAAGAAGUCAAAGUCACAGAAACAAUUUCUGAAGAAGGCAAACCACGCAAAAAAAUUGUUAAAAAGCGGGUUAUUAAAAAGCGAGUAGGAGGUAAACAGGAAGUAACUGAAAUCACUACUGUUCAAGAAGACGAUAAAAAACCCGAAACAACUGUUCACGUUGAAACAUUUGAUGAUGAAUCAACGGAGCCGUUAGAACAGCUAAAAGAGCCGAAACUCCUAGUAGAAGAAUUUCCUGAAGAAGUAAAAGUAAUAGAAACGAUUUCUGAUGAAGGAAAACCUCGCAAGAAGGUAAUUAAGAAGCGAGUCAUCAAAAAGCGAGUUGGAGGUAAACAGGAAGUAACUGAAAUCACAACAGUUCAACAAGACGGCAAAAAACCCGAAACAACUGUUCACGUUGAAACAUUUGAUGAUGAAUCAACGGAACCAUUAGAACAGCUCGAACAACCGCAAAAACCAAAACUUCUUGUAGAGGAAUUACCUGAAGAAGUCAAAGUCACAGAAACAAUUUCUGAAGAAGGCAAACCACGCAAAAAAAUUGUUAAAAAGCGGGUUAUUAAAAAGCGAGUAGGAGGUAAACAGCAAGUAACUGAAAUCACUACUGUUCAAGAAGACGAUCAAUCUCCCGAAACAACUGUUCACGUUGAAACAUUUGAUGAUGAAUCAACGGAGCCGUUAGAACAGCCACAAGAGCCGAAACUCUUAGUAGAAGAAUUGCCGGAAGAAGUAAAAGUAAUAGAAACGAUUUCUGAUGAAGGAAAACCUCGCAAGAAGGUAAUUAAGAAGCGAGUCAUCAAAAAGCGAGUUGGAGGUAAACAGGAAGUAACUGAAAUCACUACUGUUCAAGAAGACGAUCAAUCUCCCGAAACAACUGUUCACGUUGAAACAUUUGAUGAUGAAUCAACGGAACCAUUAGAACAUCUCGAACAACCGCAAAAACCAAAACUUCUUGUAGAGGAAUUACCUGAAGAAGUCAAAGUCACAGAAACAAUUUCUGAAGAAGGCAAACCACGCAAAAAAAUUGUUAAAAAGCGGGUUAUUAAAAAGCGAGUAGGAGGUAAACAGGAAGUAACUGAAAUCACUACUGUUCAAGAAGACGAUAAAAAACCCGAAACAACUGUUCACGUUGAAACAUUUGAUGAUGAAUCAACAGAGCCGUUAGAACAGCCACAAGAGCCGAAACUCCUAGUAGAAGAAUUGCCUGAAGAAGUUAAAGUAAUAGAAACGAUUUCUGAUGAAGGAAAACCUCGCAAGAAGGUAAUUAAGAAGCGAGUCAUCAAAAAGCGAGUUGGAGGUAAACAGGAAGUAACUGAAAUCACAACAGUUCAACAAGACGGCAAAAAACCCGAAACAACUGUUCACGUUGAAACAUUUGAUGAUGAAUCAACGGAACCAUUAGAACAGCUCGAACAACCGCAAAAACCAAAACUUCUUGUAGAGGAAUUACCUGAAGAAGUCAAAGAAGUAACUGAAAUCACUACUGUUCAAGAAGACGAUAAAAAACCCGAAACAACUAAGCGAGUCAUCAAAAAGCGAGUUGGAGGUAAACAGGAAGUAACUGAAAUCACAACAGUUCAACAAGACGGCAAAAAACCCGAAACAACUGUUCACGUUGAAACAUUUGAUGAUGAAUCAACGGAACCAUUAGAACAGCUCGAACAACCGCAAAAACCAAAACUUCUUGUAGAGGAAUUACCUGAAGAAGUCAAAGUCACAGAAACAAUUUCUGAAGAAGGCAAACCACGCAAAAAAAUUGUUAAAAAGCGGGUUAUUAAAAAGCGAGUAGGAGGUAGACAGCAAGUAACUGAAAUCACUACUGUUCAAGAAGACGAUCAAUCUCCCGAAACAACUGUUCACGUUGACACAUUUGAUGAUGAAUCAACGGAGCCAUUAGAACUGCCACAAGAGCCGAAACUCCUAGUAGAAGAAUUGCCUGAAGAAGUAAAAGUAAUAGAAACGAUUUCUGAUGAAGGAAAACCUCGCAAGAAGGUAAUUAAGAAGCGAGUCAUCAAAAAGCGAGUUGGAGGUAAACAGGAAGUAACUGAAAUCACAACAGUUCAACAAGACGGCAAAAAACCCGAAACAACUGUUCACGUUGAAACAUUUGAUGAUGAAUUUACGGAGCCGUUAGAACAGCCACAAGAGCCGAAAUUCCUAGUAGAAGAAUUGCCGGAAGAAGUAAAAGUAAUAGAAACGAUUUCUGAUGAAGGAAAACCUCGCAAGAAGGUAAUUAAGAAGCGAGUCAUCAAAAAGCGAGUUGGAGGUAAACAGGAAGUAACUGAAAUCACUACUGUUCAAGAAGACGAUCAAUCUCCCGAAACAACUGUUCACGUUGAAACAUUUGAUGAUGAAUCAACGGAACCAUUAGAACAGCUCGAACAACCGCAAAAACCAAAACUUCUUGUAGAGGAAUUACCUGAAGAAGUCAAAGUCACAGAAACAAUUUCUGAAGAAGGCAAACCACGCAAAAAAAUUGUUAAAAAGCGGGUUAUUAAAAAGCGAGUAGGAGGUAAACAGGAAGUAACUGAAAUCACUACUGUUCAAGAAGACGAUAAAAAACCCGAAACAACUGUUCACGUUGAAACAUUUGAUGAUGAAUUUACGGAGCCGUUAGAACAGCCACAAGAGCCGAAAUUCCUAGUAGAAGAAUUGCCGGAAGAAGUAAAAGUAAUAGAAACGAUUUCUGAUGAAGGAAAACCUCGCAAGAAGGUAAUUAAGAAGCGAGUCAUCAAAAAGCGAGUUGGAGGUAAACAGGAAGUAACUGAAAUCACUACUGUUCAAGAAGACGACCAAUCUCCCGAAACAACUGUUCACGUUGAAACAUUUGAUGAUGAAUCAACGGAACCAUUAGAACAUCUCGAACAACCGCAAAAACCAAAACUUCUUGUAGAGGAAUUACCUGAAGAAGUCAAAGUCACAGAAACAAUUUCUGAAGAAGGCAAACCACGCAAAAAAAUUGUUAAAAAGCGGGUUAUUAAAAAGCGAGUAGGAGGUAAACAGGAAGUAACUGAAAUCACUACUGUUCAAGAAGACGAUAAAAAACCCGAAACAACUGUUCACGUUGAAACAUUUGAUGAUGAAUCAACAGAGCCGUUAGAACAGCCACAAGAGCCGAAACUCCUAGUAGAAGAAUUGCCUGAAGAAGUAAAAGUAAUAGAAACGAUUUCUGAUGAAGGAAAACCUCGCAAGAAGGUAAUUAAGAAGCGAGUCAUCAAAAAGCGAGUUGGAGGUAAACAGGAAGUAACUGAAAUCACAACAGUUCAACAAGACGACAAAAAACCCGAAACAACUGUUCGCGUUGAAACAUUUGAUGAUGAAUCAACGGAACCACUAGAACAGCUCGAACAACCGCAAAAACCAAAACUUCUUGUAGAGGAAUUACCUGAAGAAGUCAAAGUCACAGAAACAAUUUCUGAAGAAGGCAAACCACGCAAAAAAAUUGUUAAAAAGCGGGUUAUUAAAAAGCGAGUAGGAGGUAAACAGGAAGUAACUGAAAUCACUACUGUUCAAGAAGACGAUAAAAAACCCGAAACAACUGUUCACGUUGAAACAUUUGAUGAUGAAUCAACGGAGCCGUUAGAACAGCCACAAGAGCCGAAAUUCCUAGUAGAAGAAUUGCCUGAAGAAGUAAAAGUAAUAGAAACGAUUUCUGAUGAAGGAAAACCUCGCAAGAAGGUAAUUAAGAAGCGAGUCAUCAAAAAGCGAGUUGGAGGUAAACAGGAAGUAACUGAAAUCACAACAGUUCAACAAGACGACAAAAAACCCGAAACAACUGUUCGCGUUGAAACAUUUGAUGAUGAAUCAACGGAACCACUAGAACAGCUCGAACAACCGCAAAAACCAAAACUUCUUGUAGAGGAAUUACCUGAAGAAGUCAAAGUCACAGAAACAAUUUCUGAAGAAGGCAAACCACGCAAAAAAAUUGUUAAAAAGCGGGUUAUUAAAAAGCGAGUAGGAGGUAAACAGGAAGUAACUGAAAUCACUACUGUUCAAGAAGACGAUCAAUCUCCCGAAACAACUGUUCACGUUGAAACAAUUGAUGAUGAAUCAACGGAACCAUUAGAACAUCUCGAACAACCGCAAAAACCAAAACUUCUUGUAGAGGAAUUACCUGAAGAAGUCAAAGUCACAGAAACAAUUUCAGAAGAAGGCAAACCACGCAAAAAAAUUGUUAAAAAGCGGGUUAUUAAAAAGCGAGUAGGAGGUAAACAGGAAGUAACUGAAAUCACUACUGUUCAAGAAGACGAUCAAUCUCCCGAAACAACUGUUCACGUUGAAACAUUUGAUGAUGAAUCAACGGAACCAUUAGAACAUCUCGAACAACCGCAAAAACCAAAACUUCUUGUAGAGGAAUUACCUGAAGAAGUCAAAGUCACAGAAACAAUUUCAGAAAAAGGCAAACCACGCAAAAAAAUUGUUAAAAAGCGGGUUAUUAAAAAGCGAGUAGGAGGUAAACAGGAAGUAACUGAAAUCACUACUGUUCAAGAAGACGAUAAAAAACCCGAAACAACUGUUCACGUUGAAACAUUUGAUGAUGAAUCAACGGAGCCGUUAGAACAGCCACAAGAGCCGAAAUUCCUAGUAGAAGAAUUGCCUGAAGAAGUAAAAGUAAUAGAAACGAUUUCUGAUGAAGGAAAACCUCGCAAGAAGGUAAUUAAGAAGCGAGUCAUCAAAAAGCGAGUUGGAGGUAAACAGGAAGUAACUGAAAUCACAACAGUUCAACAAGACGACAAAAAACCCGAAACAACUGUUCGCGUUGAAACAUUUGAUGAUGAAUCAACGGAACCACUAGAACAGCUCGAACAACCGCAAAAACCAAAACUUCUUGUAGAGGAAUUACCUGAAGAAGUCAAAGUCACAGAAACAAUUUCUGAAGAAGGCAAACCACGCAAAAAAAUUGUUAAAAAGCGGGUUAUUAAAAAGCGAGUAGGAGGUAAACAGGAAGUAACUGAAAUCACUACUGUUCAAGAAGACGAUCAAUCUCCCGAAACAACUGUUCACGUUGAAACAUUUGAUGAUGAAUCAACGGAACCAUUAGAACAUCUCGAACAACCGCAAAAACCAAAACUUCUUGUAGAGGAAUUACCUGAAGAAGUCAAAGUCACAGAAACAAUUUCAGAAGAAGGCAAACCACGCAAAAAAAUUGUUAAAAAGCGGGUUAUUAAAAAGCGAGUAGGAGGUAAACAGGAAGUAACUGAAAUCACUACUGUUCAAGAAGACGAUCAAUCUCCCGAAACAACUAUUCACGUUGAAACAUUUGAUGAUGAAUCAACGGAGCCGUUAGAACAGCCACAAGAGCCAAAACUCCUAGUAGAAGAAUUGCCUGAAGAAGUUAAAAUAAUAGAAGCGAUUUCUGAUGAAGGUAAACCUCGCAAGAAGGUAAUUAAGAAGCGAGUCAUCAAAAAGCGAGUUGGGGGUAAACAGGAAGUAACUGAAAUCACAACAGUUCAACAAGACGGCAAAAAACCCGAAACAACUGUUCACGUUGAAACAUUCGAUGAUGAAUCAACGGAGCCGUUUGAACAGCUCGAACGACCGCAAGAAUCAAAUCUUCUUGUGGAAGAAAUGCCUGAAGAAGUGAAAGUUAUAGAAACUAUUUCUGAAGAGGGCAAACCUCUCAAAAAAGUUGUAAAGAAGCGAGUCAUCAAAAAGCGAGUUGGAGGUAAAAAAGAAGUGACCAAAAUCACAACUGUUCAGGAAGACGACAAAAAGCCCGAAACAACUGUUCACGUUGAAACAUUUGAUGAUGAAUCAACGGAACCAUUAGAACAGCUCGAACAACCGCAAGAACCAAAACUUCUUGUAGAGGAAUUACCUGAAGAAGUUAAAGUCACAGAAACAAUUUCUGAAGAAGGCCAACCACGCAAAAAGGUUGUUAAAAAGCGUGUUAUCAAAAAGCAUGUUGGUGGUAAACAGGAAGUUACAGAAAUUACAACUGUCCAAGAAGAUGGCAAGAAACCUGAAAUUAGUGUUCAAGUUUCAACAUUCCCUGAAGAAAUCAAAGUAAUAGAAACUAUUUCCGAAGAGCGUAUACCUGAUCAGAGAGUUGAUAAGAAGCGAAUUGUCAAAAAGAAAGUUGUUAAGAAACCGGGGUUGAUUGAAGCGGAUCAAGAUAUAAAGUGCGAUAAGGACGAACCUUUCAAAAAUGAUGGAAUGAAUGAAGAUAUUGUUUCAAUUCCAGAGCAAAUUUAUGAACCAUUUAUUAAACCGAAGCUUAAAAAGAAAAAUCUUCAAUUACUUAAAUUGGAGAAGCUCGAGUCUAAAAUGUGCUCAGUUUCCUCUCCGAUUUUACCUCAGUUUGCAACCCUGAAGUUAAAAAAACCGAAAAUCACACCGAGAAAGCAAAGUACAAGUGUAACAUUACCCAAGUUUUUACUUAAGAGUAAUAUUCGAUCCAUUGAAUUUCCAAAUGCAAAAGAAAAAGAACAAAAACCAUUUAUAUCGCAACUGAUACCAGUCGUCAAAGACCAUGGAAUACUUUCAAGAAAUAUGAAAGAGGCAGACAAAAUUCGCAAAACAAAACCACGAAAAAUGAAACCUUUAGAGGCAUAUGACAAGGAACUAGAAAAAUUAGAUUUGGAAUUUGAAGAACUUAAGAAACAAGAACUAGAAAAGGUAGAAGAUAAAGAACUUUAUCAACGCAAACCUAAAAAGCAGCCUGUAGAAGCAGAACAACCAAAAGCUUUGCAGUUGGGAGAAGGAAAAGUGCCUACAGAAGAUGCUGAGUUAGAAAAGAUUCAAUUGAAACGCUUACCACCCAAACCAGAUGAAACCCAAUCAGAACCUUCGUUAAAAUCUAAGCAAGAUGGAAAAAUUAAGCAAUCAAAGAAGACGUUAGUAGACGAAAAAGUAAUUGAAUUAACUCCUUUAAAACCUUUCGAUGAUACUUCUUCGAGCCCUCAGCUUGAGGAAUAUGAAAAAACCGAAAUAAUUCCCCCGCCUGGUGAAUCACCAAAUAAAACACCUCCAAAAAGCAAAAUACCAAAGAAGGAUAUACCUGAACAAGAUACUACACACUAUCAUUUGGAGAAAGGUACACCGAAACAAACAAAAGAAGGCGAGGAGCCGGAUAUUAAAUUAAAAUAUAAACAAGGUGAAAAGCCUGAUGAAACACCAUCUGGAAUAAAUCUGAAACCAUUCAAAGAGAAUAAACCAGAAGAACAAGAUGAAAGCGCAACUCCAACAAGACUUUUACUGGACAAAAUUCCACACGAUGAUAUUGAUAUGCCAGAAGUUUCUAAGAAAAUGCCUAGAGCGAAAAAAUUAAAACCUAAAAAAAAUGAUGAAAUUAUUACACCUGAACAUACACCUACCGACUCACAAAUUACACUACACACUACAUCACACACACCUCACGGCACACAAGAAGAAUUAUUACCCACACAACCUAAAGAACAAUACACACAAAUAACACCAACAGAUCAAACAUUACAAGAAGCACAAGAAAUAAUCACUACAUUUAAAACUAUUCCUGGAACAAAAAUGGUAAAAACAAUUAAAACAAAACGCACAGUCAUUAAAAAUAAACAAACAGGUAAGUACGAACCAAACAAUGAUACACAAGAGGAAGAGGGUACAGUAGUUAUAGAUGAAGUAAUAGACGAAAAUACUUCCGAUACAAAAGAUCAAAACACUCUAAAUAUUCAAGAAAUAACAGAACAAGAAUAUCAAAUCGAGAAUGCAGAUACACAAGAUAAAUCAACAAUUAUAAUUGAAGAGUUACCAGACGAAUCACCCGAACUAGUGAAAAUUGCCGAAACAGAAAUAGAAGAAGAUAAACCACAAAAAAAGAUUGUUAAGAAGAAAAUAAUUAAAAAGAAAGUUGGGGACAAAGUUGAGGAAACUGAAAUUACGACUGUACAAGAAGACAGCAGAAAACCUGAAACUACUAUUAAAGACUUCCAACUAGAAGCAGAAAAACCCAUUACACAGGAAGAGGUUGAAGAUAUCAUUGCUGCACUUAAAACGCCCACGGACAAAGCAACUGUUAUUGAAGAAUUGCCUGAAGAAGUAAAUGUUACCCAAGUAGUAACGGAAGAAGGUAAACUUAGGAAGAAAAUUAUUAAGAAAAAGAUAAUUAAAAAGAGAAUUGGUGAUAAAGUCGAAGAAACACAAAUUACAACUCUUCAAGAAGAUGAUAAACAACCCGAAACAUGCAUUAAAGUUAUAACUUCUGAAACAGUUGAAGAAAAACCAAUCAGCCAGGAAGAAGUUGAAGAACUUAUUUCUGUCAUAAAGGCACCAACAGAAAAAGCGACUACGAUAGAAGAAUUGCCAGAAGAAGUUAAGAUAACUGAAACAAAAACAAAUGAAGGUAAACCUCAAAAGAGGAUUGUGAAGAAAAAGAUAAUUAAAAAGAAAGUUGGUGAUAAAGUUGAGGAAACGCAAAUCACAACUGUUCAAGAAGAUGAUAAACAACCUGAAACUACUAUUAAAGUUAUAAUUUCUGAAGAGGGUAAAGACAAAGCGAUUACUCAAGAAGAAGUACAGGAGCUAAUUCCCGCAAUUAAGGCUCCUAAAGAAGCAGCGACCGUAAUUGAAGAAUUUCCUGAAGAAAUAAAAAUAACUCAAGUAGUUACGGAAGAAGGUAAACCACAAAAGAGAAUAGUUAAGAAAAAGGUUAUUAAAAAGAAAGUUGGUGAUAAAAUUGAGGAAACACAAAUCACAACUGUGCAAGAAGAUAAUAAACAGCCUGAAACUACCAUUAAAGUAAUUACUUCUGAAGAGGGCAAAGAAGAACCAAUUACUCAAGAAAAAGUUGAAGAGUUAAUUCCCACAGUUAAGGCCCCUAAAGAAUCAGCGACGAUAAUUGAAGAAUUACCUGAAGAAAUUAAAACAACUCAAGUAGUUACGGAAGAGGGUAAGCCGAUAAAGCGUGUAGUAAAGAAAAAGAUAAUUAAAAAGAAGGUGGGGAAUAAAGUUGAAGAAACUCAAAUCACAACUGUGCAAGAAGAUGACAAACAACCUGAAACUUCUAUUAAAGUAAUUACUUCUGAAGAGAGUAAAGAAGAACCAAUCACUCAGGAAGAAGUUCAAUUGCUUAUUCCUACCAUUAAGUCACCUAAAGACACGGCUACUAUUAUUGAGGAAUUACCUGAAGAAGUAAAGAUAACUCAAGUAGUGACAGAAGAGGGUAAGCCUCAAAAGAGAAUUGUUAAGAAAAAGGUAAUUAAAAAGAUAGUGGGAGACAAAGUUGAGGAGACACAAAUCACAUCUAUUCAAGAAGAUGACAAAAAACCUGAAACAACCAUUAAAGUUAUUUCUUCUGAAGAGGGUAAAGAAGUACCAAUUACUCAGGAAGAAGUUCAAGAGCUAAUUCUAACAAGUAAGGUACCUCAAGAAACAGCGACGAUAAUUGAAGAAUUGCCUGAAGAAAUUAAAACAACUCAAGUAGUUACAGAAGAGGGUAAGACGAUAAAGCGUGUAGUAAAGAAAAAGAUUAUUAAAAAGAAGGUGGGAGAUAAAGUUGAAGAAACUCAAAUCACAACUGUGCAAGAAGAUGAUAAACAGCCACAAACAACAAUCAAAAUAAUUAGUUCUGAGGAGGGUAAAGAAGAACCAAUCACUCAGGAAGAAGUACAAGAGCUUAUUCCUGCAAUUAAGUCACCUAAAGAAGCGACAACUAUUAUUGAAGAAUUACCCGAGGAAGUAAAGAUAACCCAAGUAGUUACAGAAGAGGGCAGGCCUCAAAAGAGAAUUGUUAAGAAAAAGAUAAUUAAAAAGAAGGUGGGAGACAAAGUUGAAGAAACUCAAAUAACAUCGGUACAAGAAGGAGACAAGGAACCUGAAACUACAAUUAAAGUUAUUACUUCUGAAGAGGGACAAGAAGAACCAAUUACGCAAGACAGAGUUCAAGAGCUUAUUCCAUCAAUUAAGAGUCCUAAAGAAGCAGCGACAAUUAUUGAAGAAUUACCUGAAGAAGUAAAGAUUACUCAAGUUGUUACAGAAGACGGAAAACCUCAAAAAAGAGUUAUUAAAAGAAAAAUUAUUAAAAAGAAGUUGGGAGAUAAGGUUGAAGAAACUCAGAUCACAACUGUACAAGACGAUGAUAAACAACCUGAAACUACCAUUAAACUUAUAACUUCUACGGAAGGUAAAGAGAAACCUAUUACUCAGGAGGAGGCUCAAGAAAUAAUUCCUGGAAUAAAAGCUCCAAAAGAAACAUCAACCGUUAUUGAAGAACUGCCUGAAGAAAUUAAAGUAAUUGAAACACUAACAAAAGAAGGUAAACCUCAAAAGAAAGUUGUUAAGAAAAAGAUUAUUAAAAAGAGAGUGGGAGAUAAAGUAGAGGAAACACAAAUUACCACGGUGGAAGAUGGUGACAAAAAACCUGAAACUACGAUUAAAGUUAUAACUUCUGAAGAAGUUAAGGAAGAACCAAUUAGUCAAGAAGAAAGUCAGUCUCCCGAAGAUGAUACAGCUCUCAUUGAAGAACUUCCAGAAGAAUUAACUGAAAUUGUGAUCAAAGAUGGAAAACCUCAAAAGAAGAUUAUUAAGAAGAAGAUCCUUAAAAAGAAGGUUAAUGAUAAAAUUGAAGAAACAACAACUGAACAAAGAGUGGAUGAAGAACCUAAAGUCAAAGGCCUAGAAGAAAUAACAGAUAAACCAGUAGUCAAGAAACCAAAGAAAGAUCUUCAAUUUAUUAAAUUUGAAAAGCUUGAAUCAAAAAUUUGUUCUGUAUCUUCCCCGAUUUUACCACAGUUUGCAACGGUCAAAUUAAGAAAACCAAAAAUUACACAGAGAAAACAGAGUACGAGUGUAACAUUACCCAAAUUUUUAUUAAAAAGUAAUAUUCGUUUCAUUGAGUUUCCUAGUGUUAAGGAAAAAGAACAAAAACCGUUCACUACUCAAUUGGCCCCAGUUUUUAAAGAUCACGGAAUUCUUUCUCGAAAUACUAAAGAAGCAGAAAAAGUACGAAAAACAAAGCCUCGAAAAAUGAAGGAUUUGGAGGCUCAUGAUAAAGAACUGGAAAAAUUAGAUAUGGAAUUUGAAGAGCUUAAGAAACAAGAAUUGGAAAAGAUGGAGGAUAAAGAGCUUUAUCAACGUAAACCCAAAAAACAACCUACAGAACCAGCACAAUCAGAACCUGUUCAGUUAGGCAAAGGCAAAGUACCUAAAGAAGAAGAACAACUAGAAAAAGUUCAGUUGAAACGUAUACCAUCAAAGCCAGAUGAAACCGAACCGAAACCUACGUUAAAACCUAAAAAAGAUGAAAAAAUUGAGUCACCGAAGCAAAAAUCGGUGGACGAAAAAUUAGUAGAAUCACCUUCCUUACAACCUUUCGAAGAUACUUCUUCGACUCUUGAGCUUGAAAAAUAUGAGAAGACAGAAAUAAUUCCAGAACCAAAUGAAUCUCCGAAGAAGCCAGCUCAAAAAAAUAAAAAAUCAAAGAAAGUUGCACCUGAAGCAGAAACCAUACAAUAUCCUUUAGUGAAAGGUACACCAAAACAACCAACUGAAGACGAAGAACCUGAAAUAAGAUUAAAAUAUAAGCAAGGCGAAAAACCUGACGAACCGCCGUCAGCAAUAAAAUUGAAACCAUUCCAAAAGAGUCCUGAACACGAGCAAACAGACAAAUCAAAAGUAUACAUAUUAGAAUUACCCGAAGAUAUCAAAGUGACAGAAACUGUUUCUGACGAAGGUAAAACUCACAGAAAAAUUGUCAAGAAAAAGGUUAUUAAAAAGCAAAUUGGAGAUAAAGUUGAAGAAACCCAAAUUACAACUGUACAAGAAGAUGAUAAGCAGCCUGUGGCUACUAUUAAAGUUGUCACCUCGGAGGAAGGAGAAGAGAAACCGAUUACCCAGGAUGAAAUUAGCGAACUACUUCCUGUGUUAGUUUCUCCGGAGGAAGCAACAGCAGUGAUUGAAGAAUUGCCGGAAGAAGUAAAGGUUACUGAAAUUACAACAGAAAAAGGUAAACCUCAAAAGAGGAUUGUUAAGAAAAAGAUUAUAAAAAAGAAGGUUGGCGGCAAAGUUGAAGAAACUCAAAUAACAACUGUGCAAGAAGAUGAUAAACAACCUGAGACAACCAUUAAAAUUAAAAUUUCUGAGGAAAGUGAAGACAAGCCAAUCACUCAAGAAGAAAUUCAAGAGAUAAUCCCUGCAAUUAAAUCAUCUCAAGAAGCUGCUACAAUUAUUGAGGAAUUACCUGAAGAAGUAAAGAUAACUCAGGUAGUUGUAGAUGAGGGUAAGCCUCAAAAUAAAGUAGUCAAGAAAAAGAUAAUUAAAAAGAAAUUGGGUAACAAAGUAGAGGAAACUCAAAUCACAACUGUUCAAGAAAAUGACAAACAACCCGAAACUACGAUCAAAGUAAUUACUUUUGAGGAGGGUAAAGAAGAACCAAUUACGCAGGAAGAAGUUCAAGAGCUCAUUCCUGCAAUUAAAUCACCUAAAGAAUCUACUACUGUUAUUGAGGAAUUACCUGAAGAAGUUAAAGUAACUGAAGUAGUUACGGAAGAAGGUAAACCGCAAAAGAGAAUAGUAAAGAAAAAGAUUAUUAAAAAGAAAAUGGGAGAUAAAGUUGAGGAAACACAAAUCACAACAGUGCAAGAAGAUGAUAAACAGCCUGAAAUUAGCAUUAAAGUAAUUACUUCUGAAGAGGGUAAAGAAGAACCAAUUACUCAAGAAAAAAUUGAAGAGCUAAUUCCUGAAAUUAAAGCUCCUAAAGAAGCAGUAACUGUUAUUGAGGAAUUACCAGAAGAAAUAAAGGUAACACAGGUAGUUACAGAAGAGGGUAAACCUCAAACGAGAGUUGUAAAGAAAAAGAUAAUUAAAAAGAAGGUGGGAUAUAAAACUGAGGAAACUCAGAUUACAACUGUACAAAACGAUGAUAAACUGCCUGAAACAACUAUUAAAGUCACAACUUCUGAAGAAGGUAAGGAAGAGCCAAUUACCCAAGAAAAAGUUCACGAACUUAUUCCUACAUUAAAAACCCCUGAAGACACUGCGACUGUUAUUGAAGAAUUACCUGAAGAAGUAAAGAUAACUCAAGUUCUUACGGAAGAGGGUAAACCUCAAAAAAGAAUUAUUAAGAAAAAGGUAAUUAAAAAGAAGCUGGGAGACAAAGUUGAGGAGACUCAAAUAACAACUAUUCAAGAAGACGGCAAACAACCUGAAACAACAAUUAAAGUUAAUACUUCUGAAGAGAGUGUAGAGGAACCAAUUUCUCAAGAAAAAGUUGAGGAGCUUAUUCCUGCAAUUAAGGCUCCUACAGAAACAACUACUGUGAUCGAAGAAUUGCCCGAAGAAGUUAAUAUAACUGAAGUGUUAACAGAAGAAGGGAAACCACAUAAGAAGGUUACUAAGAAAAAAAUUAUCAAAAAGAAGGUUGGUGACAAAGUUGAAGAAACUCAAAUCACGACUGUCCAAGAAGACGACAAACGACCUGAAACUACCAUUAAAAUUAUUACCUCCGAGGAAAGUGAAGAGAUGCCGAUUACUCAAAAAGAAGCCGAAGAAAUAAUUCCUGCAAUUAAAGCUUCUGAAGAAACAGCAAUUGUCAUUGAAGAACUGCCUGAAGAAGUUGAAGAAACUGAACUGGGGACAGAAGAAGACAAACCGCAAAAGAAGAUUGUUAAGAAAAAGAUUAUUAAGAAGAAGAUUGGUGACAAAGUCGAGGAAACACACAUCACAACUGUACAAGAAGAUGAUAAAAAGCCUGAGACUACUGUUAAAAUCAUAACAUCUCAAGAAGGUGUGGAAAAACCAAUAACGCAAGAAGAAGUUCAAGAACUUAUUCCUACAAGUAAGGCUCCCAAGGAAGCAGCUAUUGUUAUUGAAGAACUUCCUGAAGAAUUGAAAGUAACUAAAACACAGAUAGAAGAAGACAAACCUCAAAAGAAAGUUACUAAGAAAAAGAUAAUAAAAAAGAAAAUUAAUGACAACAUGGAAGAAACUUAUCCUGAAACUACUAUCCAAUUAAAGACGUCUGAAGAAAGUGAAGUAAAACCCUUACUUUUAGAAGAAAUUGAUGAUUUUACGCCAGUAAAAGAACAUCCAAAUGAAGCCAAGUUAGAUUUUGACACACUUAACGAAUCCUUUAGUAUUUUGUCACAACCAGACCAAAUACAACACCAGCUUACAAAUAUUACACCCAAUACACCCACACAUGACACUGGAGACUCGUCCAUUAUACCAUUGGAACAUUAUGAAACACAAGAAAUCGUUGCAACUCAACACACAAACGAAGCAGGUAUUACACAAGACAAUUUAAACAAAAAAAUUAAAACUAGAAACGUUCUAAAAGAUCGCAAUGCUUGCACUAUCACAGAAAUUACACCUACAGAACAUGAAGAUACACUUACACUAUUGGAAACACCAACUACACACACAAACGAAGUAAUCGAAACUGAUACUAAAUUUGUUCCAAAUGUUACAGAACCAAAAGUUAGUGAAGAAACUCCCAAGAAGAAACACAAGAAGAAACCUUUAGAUAAAACUGAAGAAAUCGAUGAUAUUCCAGAUAGUACGCAAGAAGCUGUUCUUGAUACAAAAUUAUUAGAUGAUAAAAUACCAAAAAAAUUAAAACCAAAGUAUCCAAAACUAGAAAAAUUAGAAUCUAAAAUGGUUGUAGUUUCUGCACCUACAAUCCCUCAAUUUGCAACAAUUCAAUUAAAAAAGCCAAAGGUUGUACAGAAAACCGAGAAAAAAGACAGAAAAAGCGUAAGCUUACCAAAAUUCUUGUUAAGAAGUACUAUUCGUUUCGUUGAAUUUCCAAUUUCGAAAGAAAAGGAGCAAAAACCUGUAAUAACCGUGUUAAAACCAGUUGUUAAAGAUCAUGGUAUAUUAUCUAGAAACACAAAAGAAGCCGAAAAAAUACGUCGCACGAAACCUAGAAAAAUGAAAGAAAUUGAAGAUGAUAAAACAGAUUUAGAAAAAUUAGACUUGGAAUUCGAAGAACUUAAGAAACAAGGGUUAGAAAAGAUAGAAGACAAAGAAUUAUAUCAAAGAAAACCCAAAAAGAAAAUAGAAGAACCGAGUGAACUUAAACCGUUGUCUUUGGGCAAAGGCCAAAUACCUGCGGAUGAUAAUGAACCUGAAAACGUAAAAUUAAAGCGUACACCAAUUGAACCAGAAGAAACUGAAUCAAUACCCAAACCAAAAUUAAAAUCUGAUAAAGAACCAAAACCAUUAAAGAAAUCACAACCUGGAACAAAAACUAUUGAAUUAGCUCCUCUUGAACCGUUUGAAUAUGAACCAUCUAACGUCGACCUAGAAAAACCUGAGAAAAUAGAAAUAGUCCCCACACCAAAUGAACCAGAGGAAAAGAUGCCACAGAAAUCCGAAAAGCCAGAAAAGGAUAAACCAGCUCAAGAGUCUGUCCAAUAUCCAAUUAUUCCAGGUAAACCCAAGAAACCGUUAGAAGAAGAAGAACCAACAAUUAACUUAAAAUACAAACAAGGCAAGAAACCUGAAGACGAAAAUCCUGAACUGAUGCUAAAACCAUUUAUAAAACCAAAAGUUGAAGAAAAUGGUGAGAAUGCUACACCAUCAGAAUUGACAUUAGAUAGCAUACCUCACGACGAUAUUGAAACACCAAAAGAAAAAUAUAAACAACCAAAAGUUAAAAAAAUAAAGAAACCUAAAGUGGAAACUAAAGAAGAACCUAAAGAAGAAACCGAAACGAAAAUUCCUGAGAUAGUAGAUGAAAUUCAGAUCCCUACAGAUGAAGAAAAGCCAAAAAUAAUUGAAGAGGUAAUACCCUCUUCUACUAAAGAUAUUAAACCCAAAGAAAUUUCUUCAGAAUCAGAGGAAGGAGUUAAACCAGAAGAAAAAAUUAGUGAAGAUUUACCAAUCGAAGAAAUAUUAAAAUUCACUCCAGAUGAAGUACGUGAUUUACCCAAAGAUAGUACUAUAAAGCUGAAAACUAAAAAAAUAAAGAAACCAAAAGAUGAUAAAACUGAGCCUGAAUUCAAACCUGAAAGCCGAGUAGACGAGAAAGAAGAAGUACCUACAGUAAAAGAAAAAAUUGACGAGUCCCCUAGUACAAAACCAGACUCAACACCAGAAAAAAUAAUAAAACCUAAGAAAAUAUUACCCGAACGAUUAAAAAUAGAACGUCAAGAAAUGAAGGUCACAAAGCCCACUAUUACCACUGUUGAGGUUCCACAAUUUGCUCAAAUUAAAUUAAAAAAGACAAAAGUUCCAGAGAAAAAAGAAAUUCAAACUCCAGAACUACCAAAAGUUUUAUUAAAAAGUCGAAUUCGACAUGUAGAUUUUCCACCUGAACAUGAAUUAAUGCAAAAACCACUUAUUCAAUAUCUUCCACCAGUUAUAAAGGAUAACGGAAUUAUGUCUCGAAAUACUAAAGAGGCCGAAAAGUUAAUCAAAACAAAACCUCGAAAGCUCAAAGAUAUCGAAAAAGAAUUUGUAGAUCUGGAAAAAAUGGAUAAAGAAUUAUAUGAACUGAAAAAAGAUGGCUUAGAAACGUUUGAAGAUCGUGAUUUAUACAAAAGGCAACCAAAAGAUACCGAAAAACAACAACCAGAUGAUAUUAAAAAAUUAACAAUUAAAAAAGGAUUAGUUCCAGAAAAAGAUGAAAAAGAAGAAAUUGUAAAACUUAAAAAACUUCCAGACAAACCCGAAGAUAUUAUGGAAGACAAAUCAGAUAAAAUCACAAAAGAAAUACCCGAAGAUAUUUCUAAAACUUCCAAAAAACCAGAGAGAAAAAUAUCUCAUCCCAAACUCGAACCAUUUGAUAUACCCGACCAUCAAACAGAAAAAGAAGUUUUAGAUAUCCCUCAAUUAGAAGAGGAGCCAGACACCAAACCAGACAAAAUCAAAAAACCACAAAAAUCACCUACAAAACCAAAACCAGAGCAAGAUAAUGUUCAGUAUACAAUUGAAAAAGGACGACCAAAAAUACCUGAGCCUGAAAAGGAUGAUGAUGUUAAAUUUAGAAUUCCUGAAAAAGAUAAACCAGAUGAAGACGAUAAUCUUAUAAAACUUAAGCCAUUCAUAAAACCAGAUAGUAAAGACGAACCUGAUAAUAAAGAAGUAUCACUAGAACCUUUGAAAAUUCCCCAAUCGCAACCAGAUGAAGAUAAAUCACUAAAAAAGAAAAAAUUGAAAAAAGUGCCCAAGGAAAAAGUACCUAGCACUGAAACAGUUAAUGAAGUAUCUGAAGAUAAACAACCUGAAGAAGCUAUUCAAGAAGACUUAGGCCACCCAGAAAAGACCGUAGAUGAUACUGAAGAAGUCGCCGUCAUAAAGAAAAAACCAAAGAAAGUACCAAAAGAAGAAGUUGGAGAAGAAAUUACAGUUAAGAAGAUUGUACCUAAAACUGAAGAUGUCGAAGAAGCAGAACUCAAGCUUCCAAAACCAUUAUCAGUUCAAACUGAGAAAGUUACCAUAGAAGAAAAAGUUGUCAUAAAGAAACGACCUGAAAGCCCUGUUCAAGAAACAGUUACAGAGGAGGCCGUUGUUAUAAAGAAAAAACCAAAGAAGGUACCAAAAGAAGAAGUUGUGGAAGAAAUUACAGUUAAAAAAGUUGUACCUAAAACUGAAGACGUUGAAGAAGCAGAACUCAAGCUCCCAAAACCUAUACCGGUUCAAAGUGAAGAAGUAACCGAAGAGGAAGUUAUCAUCAAAAAACGUCAAGAAAGUCCCGUUAAAGAAACAGUUGCAGAAGAAGCUAUCGUUAUAAAGAAAAAACCAAAGAAGGUACCAAAGGAAGAAGUAGCAGAAGAAAUUACAAUUAAAAAGAUUGUGCCUAAAUCUGAAGAUGUAGAAGAAGCAGAACUCAAGCUUCUAAAGCCUGUACCGAUUCAAACUGAAGAUGUAACCGUAGAAGAAGAAGUUGUUAUCAAAAAACGACCUGAAAGUCCUGUUACAGAAAUACUCACAGAGGAAGCUGUCGUUAUAAAGAAAAAACCAAAGAGGGUGCCAAAAGAAGAAGUUGCAGAAGAAAUUACAAUUAAAAAGGUUGUACCUAAAACUGAAGAUGUCGAAGAAGCAGAACUCAAGCUUCCGAAACCUAUACCAGUUCAAACCGAAGAAGUAACGGUAGAAGAAGUGACAAUUAAAAAACGUCCAGAGAGUCCUGAUAAGGAAACUGUUAUUGAAGAGGCUAUCAUACUGAAGAAAAAACCGAAAAAGGAACAAAUAGAGGACGCGUCUGAAGAAAUAACUAUUAAAAAACGUGUACCUAAAAAAUCAAUAGAAGAAGAAACUGUAGAAGAAGAAAUUACAAUUAAAAAACGCCCUGAAAGCCCUGCCAAAGAAACAGUAACCGAAGAAUCUAUCAUACUAAAGAAAAAACCUAAGAAGGUGUCUGUCGAGGAAGCUUCAGAAGAAAUAACCAUUAAAAAACUAGUGCCUGAAAAACCAAAGGACGAUGAAAUUGUAGAAGAAGAAAUUACAAUUAAAAAACGGCCUGAAAGCCCCGUCAAAGAAACUACUACUGAAGAAGCUGUCGUACUUAAGAAAAAACCGAAGACAUUACCUUCGGAAGAAGCUUCUGAAGAACUAACCAUUAAAAAACUUGUCCCUGAAAAACCAAAAGCAGAAGAAACUGUAGAAGAAGAUGCUAUUAUAGUAAAGAAAAAACCUAAGAAGGUACCUGUGGAGGAAGUAACCGAACAAAUAACCAUUAAAAAACUUGUCCCUGAAAAACCAUCCGAAGACGAAAAUGUAGACGAAGAAAUUACAAUCAAGAAACGUCCUGAAAGCCCUGAAAAAGAAACAGUUACUGAAGAGGCUGUUAUAAUAAGGAAAAAACCAAAGAAAGUAUCGAUCGAGGAAGCAUCUGAGGAAAUAACUAUAAAAAAAUUUGUGCCUGAAAAACCAAAAGAAGAAGAACUUGUAGAAGGAGCUGUCGUUAUUAAGAAAAAACCUAAGAAGAUUCCAUCAGAAGAAGCUUCCGAAGAAAUUACAAUUAAGAAAUUAAUGCCAUAUGAAUCUGAAGACAUAACUGAAGAAUUUACUAUAAAGAAAAAGAAACCAGAACGAAAGCUAUCGUUUGAAGAGCACUCACAAGAAAUUACAAUUAAAAAACUACGUCCUGUUAGAAAACCUUCAAAACCAGAUAUUCCCGAAUACACGGAAGUGGAAAAUGUAACAUUUAGACCCAAAUCUGUAAAAACAAAAGAGGAUGUUGAACAAGAGUUUAAGAUUCAAUUAGAUUCAUAUGCUGAAGAGGAAAUUUCCAUGUCGGGUAGUAUUAAACUUAAAAAACAAAAACCUUUAACAUAUUCUGAAGAAGCGGAUCAAGCAAGUAUUCAAAUUAUUCAAGAAAUUGAAAGUGAUGAUGGACCGGUAAUUGAAGAGAUUAUAGAUGAAGGAAGUGAUGCUGAAGAACUCCCACUAGAUACAGAAGAUACCAAUAUUGAAGAGCAUUUCCAGGUGCCACUAAAACGAAAAAUAAAGAAAACACAACCAACUUAUACUGUACAAGAAGAUAUUGAAGAAGAUGUUCAUAUAGGAAUUAAGAAAAAACCAAAAUCUAUUAAAUUUGAGUAUGAUGAAGAGUCAUUGACUUUAAAACCAAAGAAAAAACCAAUUUCUCAAUCUUACUCAGAAGAAGUUGCUUCGUUAAGUAUCAGUCGGGAAAUGGAAGUGGCAGAAGAUGAAGUGAGAUUUUCAAUUUGUUCAUAUGUGGCCGAAACAGAUGAAGCUAUUAACUUAGUAGAGGGAGAACGUGUUUAUGUAAUUCAAAGUCAUAACGCUGAUUGGUGGUUUGUCAGAAAGCAUUUAACUGAAGAAAAGGGAUGGGUACCAGCCCAAUAUCUAAUGGAUGAAGUCAACUAUACACAUUAUGUACAGAAAAAAUUAAACGAAAAAAUUGAUAAAUUACCCAUAUUUGAAAAACCUACAUCUAACGAAAAACCUUCAGCGCCAAGAUUUACAGAAAAAUUACAACCCAUCCAUACACCAGAUGGAUUCACAGUUCAAUUUGAAUGCCAAGUAGAAGGUGUUCCUAGGCCACAAAUUACUUGGUUCCGUCAAACAGCAAUCAUUAAACCAUCACCUGAUUUCCAAAUAUUUUAUGACGAAGAUAAUGUUGCUACACUCAUUAUUAGAGAAGUGUUCCCAGAAGACGCAGGAACCUUUACAUGUGUGGCUAAAAAUGCAGUAGGCUUUGCGUCAAGCACAACAGAAUUAAUUGUGGAAGCACCACUAUCAGAUCGUGGCUCAGAUAUGGCCGGAUUAUCAAGAAAAAGUCUUUCGAGAGAAUCAUCACUUGCCGAUAUUUUAGAAGGCAUUCCACCAACAUUUUCACGAAAACCAAAAGCUUUGUUUAUUGAUGAAAAUACGGAUGCUGUUUUAGAAUGUCGUUUAGUUGCUGUACCUGAACCAGAAAUAAUUUGGUUUGAUGGUCCUCGUCAAUUAAAAACUGAAGAUAAUGUUAUAAUUAUCAAUGAAUCUGAUAUGCACAUGUAUACAAGUAUAUUAAAGAUAACAAAAAUUAAAAAAUCGCAAGAAGGUACAUAUAAAAUUGUUGCUAAAAAUCGUGAAGGAGAAUCAGUAUUGGAUAUUGUAAUUAAAGUAAAAACGUCCGAGAAAGAACCACCACAAAUACUAGAAGCACUGAAGAGUAUGACUGUUAGAGAAGGCGACAGUGUCAUAUUAAAAUCACAAAUUGUUGGAAAUCCAAAACCAACAAUUCAAUGGCUUAAAAAUGGUAAACCGGAUAAUAAAUUAUCAACUAGUGAGGAUGGUGAUGUUUACUCGUUAACAUUAAUUCAACCUAACAAAAAUGAUACAGCUGAGUAUACAAUCAAAGCUACCAAUGAAGUCGGAACAGCAGAAUGUACAGCUUUAAUAACAAUUGAAGAAUGCCCAAGUCAAAAACCAGAACCACCUAUGUUCAUUGAAAGAUUCCAAGAACAGAACAUACCAGAGCAAGGUACACUCGUAUUGAAAGCCAAAGUCAUCGGUAAUCCAGUUCCAGAAGUAAUGUGGUUACGUAAUAAUAAACCAUUAGAACCAUCAUCGAAUGUGAAACAAGUUUACGAUGGUGAAAACAUUGAACUUGUUAUAACAAGUAUGAAUUCAGAAGUGGAUGCUGGUGAUUAUAAAUGUAUAGCUAACAAUUCGAUUGGUAAAGCUUCUCACGGUGCUCGGGUAACAGUCGAUGUAGAAAAAGUAACAUUUACUAAAAAAUUAAGAAAAUUAUAUCAAGCCGAAGAAACAAAGACAUUAAUCUUAGAAUGUGAAACAUCACAUACUGUUUCAACAAAAUGGUUCCAUAAUGAAAAAGAAUUAUCAGGAAUGGAUCAUCGAGAACUGGUAGAGGAAGGACGUUCUCAUAAAUUAAUAAUUAAGAAAACAACAAUACGUGACUCAGGUACCUAUAAAUGUACAGUAAAAGGACAAAAAACUGAAACAACUGUAGAAAUAAAACCAACAAAAGCAGAAUUUAUUAGAAAAUUAGAAGACUUUGAAGUGAAAGAAAAAGAACUAGCAAUAUUAGAAGUCGAAGUUUCAUCAGAAACCGCUGAUGUUACAUGGAUUAAAAAUGGUAAACCAAUAACUGAAACAGACGAUACUAAAUAUACUGUUGAAAAGAAAGGAUCCGUUCGAAAAUUAUUUGUCAGAAAUAUUUCCAUUCAUGACGAAGGUGAAUAUAGUUGUCGCUUACCGGAUCAAGAAUGUACAGCAGAAAUUACUGUAAUUGAAUUACCACCCGAGAUUAUUACUAAAAUGACAGAUUUAACAGUACCAGAAGGUGAAAAAGCAAUGUUUGAAAUUGAACUUACAAAAGGAGAUGCAUUAGUUCGUUGGUUUAAAGAUGGCAAAGAACUCCAAUUCUCCGAACACAUUCAAUUAUCUAUUGAUGGUAAAAAGCAAAAAUUGAAAAUAUACAACACUGAAUUGAAAGAUGCCGGAGUGUAUUCUUGUGAGGUUGGUGUUCAAAAAUCAAUUGCCAAACUUAAAGUAGAAGAAUUACCAUUAGACUUUACAAGAAUUUUACCUGAAAUCACGUAUGCUUCAUUAAAUAAGGAAGCAAUAUUUGUUGUUGAAUUAACAAAACCAGACGCAGUUGUACAAUGGACUGUUAAUAAUAAGCCCAUAACUGAUUCCAUAAAGUAUACAACAUUAACAGAUAAUAAAAUAAGAAAAUUAAUUGUUCGAAAUGUUCGCGAUGAUGAUCAAUGGGUCUACAAAUGUACAGUCGCGGAUUUAGUUACAUCAUCAAAACUUGAACUUGAAGUGGUUGAGACAGCACCGAAGAUUGGUGAUUAUGAACCAGAAAUUCGUAUUAAAAAAGAUGAGGACGUUACAAUAUCCGUUAAAUAUACAACAAAUGCAAAACCCAAAGAUGAAUGGUUUGUUAAUGAAAAAGUUAUAGUAAAAUCGAAAAAAUUCGAACCUAAAAUUACAAACGAAUCGGCUUCAUUAACAAUACGUAAAGUAGAAGAUGUCGAUUCCGGCAAAUAUAAAUUGAAAUUGAAGAACAAUUGUGGUGAAGCAACCGCAGAAAUAAAAUUAACCGUUAUGGAUAAACCAACACCGCCCGGUGCACCAGAACCAGUGGCAGUUACAGAUGAUUCAAUUACAUUAUACUGGAAAGUACCAGAAUCAGAUGGAAAUUCACCAAUUAUUCAGUAUAAUCUUGAAUAUCACGAUAAAAAAACAGAAAAAUGGACUAAAACAGUUGAGAAAAUUACACAAACAACGCAUACGGUUACUAAAUUAGUCAAAGAAUCUGAACUUACUUUCCGUGUAACUGCUGUCAAUGGAGUUGGAGAAAGUGAACCAUCCAUACAAAGUUCAUAUAUUAAAGUAAUUGCUCCAACCAAAAUGGAAUCACCAAUUGUACAAGAACCACUUAAAGAUAUUGUAGCUGGUUUGAAUAAAGAAAUUACUUUAUCUUGUGUGAUAAGUGGUACACCAUCACCAAAUAUUGAAUGGUCACAUAAUGGAAAAGUAAUUAAGGAAAAUGUAACAUAUGAAAAUAGAUUGGCAAAAUUAGUUAUCACUAAAACAACAGAAAAAUCAGAAGGUACAUAUACAUGUAAAGCUUCAAAUACAGAAGGAAAAGUGGAAACAUCAUGUAAAUUAACUGUACAAGAAGCACCAACAUUACAUAUUAGUGAAGAGUUAAUAUCACAGAAAUUAACUGUUGGAAGCACAUGGACAUUAAGUGUUUCAUUCACUGGAUAUCCAAAACCAACUAUCAAAUGGUUACGUGAAAAUGAGGAAGUAAAAGAAACAAAACAUAUAAAAAUUAAAACUGUUGAAAAUGUUACAACAAUUACAAACAGUGAUUUACAACGUGAAGAUUCAGCAAAUUAUUCAAUAACAGCUGUAAAUAAUGCUGGAUCUGCGUGUCAAUUUGCUUCUCUACAAAUCAUUGAUAAACCAAGUAAACCUGAAGGACCAAUUCUUCUUAAGGAUGUUGAAAAAGAAUCUGUGGUAAUUGCUUGGAAACCUCCAUUAGAUGAUGGUGGUAUUGAAUUAUCGAAAUAUUCGAUUGAAAAGUGUGAAGUUGAGAAACAAGAAUGGACUAAAGUAGCAGAUGUUGAAACAGAUGUAAGAUCCUACUGUGUACAAAAGCUACGAGAAGAUUCUACUUACAUGUUUAGAGUUGUGGCAAAUAAUCCUGUUGGAGCGUCUGAACCAUUAGAAAGUGAUACACUUAGAUUACAUAGUGGCACAACGAAACCGUCUCCACCUCGAGGUCCAAUCGAAAUUUCUGGAAUGACAGCAACAUCAUUCUCAUUGAAAUGGCUACAAAGUGAACAUAAUGGUGGAUCAAGGAUUAUCGAAUAUAUUGUAGAAAUGCAAGAAGAAAAUACUAAAAAAUGGACCAAAGUUGGUGGCACACGAGAUGAACUUACAGAACUUGCAAUACCAAAUUUGAAAACUAAAACCGGAUACUAUUUCCGAAUCACUGCUAGAAAUGCUGUAGGUAAAAGUGACCCAUUCUGUCCAGAUGAAAAAAUUGUAGCCGGACAACGUAUAAGAUCGAAACUUACAGAAGGAGCUUUAUAUGCAUUGCUAGGUAUUUUUCCACGCACCAAGCUUUCUGGCGUUUCACCACCAUCUUGUCCUCUCCAUGUGGAAUUAUUGGAUAAUACUAGUCGAAGUGCAACAAUUACAUGGCGGCCACCUGCAAGCAAUGGUGGGGCAGAUUUAAUAGGAUACGUACUUGAAAAGAAAUUAGCAGCUAGUCCAAAAUGGGAGAAAGUUGCAAGUGUUGACCCAUCAGUAUAUACUUAUACAUUCGAGAAACUUAAAGAUAGGCAAGAAUACUUAUUCCGAGUAUUUGCUGAAAAUUCCGCUGGAUUAAGUACACCAGCUUCCACAGCGCUUGUUUCAUUAGAUAUACACGCAACCGUUCCAUCACCGCCAACUGCACCACUAGAAAUACAUGCUGUUGGUCCAAAUAGUGUACAAAUUGAAUGGGGUAUGCCCGAAUUUAAUGGUGGUGCACCAUUAAUAGGUUAUAAUAUUGCUAUCCGAGAUACAAAGAAAACAAUGUGGAUGGAAGUUGCAAAAGUACGAGCUGGUGUUCAAAAGUAUACAAUUAAAGAUUUAGAACAAGAUCAUGAUUAUCUUAUACGAAUAUUUGCUAGAAAUGAAAUUGGUUUAAGUGAACCAUUAGAAUCAGAAGAACCAUAUAAGGUCUUACUAACCGAAGGUAUUGAUGAAGAAGAUGUAUCCAAAGGUGAUAUCACAGAACGUGAACCAACAAGCUAUAGUACAGAUAAUACAUCAUCAUGGUUACGUGAACAUAAAAUGGAUGCUGAUAUAAAUUCAUACGCUCGAGGUUAUCUAUUACGGCGUGAUGAAUAUUUCUUCAGAAUUUGGCAUUAUGCUAAACAACUAUUCAAAUAAAAAAUCCAUUUUUAUACUAAUUAUUUCUAAAAAAAAAGUAUCCAAUUUGUAAAAUAACUUCGAAAUGGAUUUAUGUUUUCCAUACUAAAUAAAUCAACCAAUUUUUUUUUUUAAUUCAUAUAUACAUAUUGCAUAUUCAUCAAAUUUUUAAAUUACGAAUUGCGAG